AUGCGUUUGGAUGGGGCCGGGGCCAUCUCGGAGCGCACGCCAAUUUCGGCCGGUCACUGUUUCGGAAGUCCGGCGGCGCCAAUGCCGCCGUUGCUUUUUCCGCGCGGCAUUCUCGAGAACGGUCCCCCGGCAGCUGCCGUCCGGCGCGCGUGUUGUUGUUACGGGAAAAUGCCCGGCGAUACCGUAUCGCCCGCGUCUUACGGGCGCCCGGUCCGCCGGACGUGCGCGGUACAACGCGGCGGACGCGAGUCAGAGCCGCCGGUGCGGGUAUCGUAAUACGCCUAGCCGCACAGUAACCACCUAUAGUACCUAGCCCGCCUAUCUAAUAUUAUAAUACCGCUGCCGCGGUAUAUACCGGUCGCCGCCGCCGCCGCCGCCGCCGCCGCGCGUUCGGCGAGAGCGCGUACGUAUGUGUUGUUGGUUACGUCGACGUCGCGUAUACCGUCGCCCCACCACGGCCGGACGGGUUACGUUUUCGUUGUGUGCAUAUAGUUUUGUGUUUUGUAGUGUUUUUUUUUUUAUUUACCACCACCGCCGCCGCCGUAACGGAGAGAGAGCUUGCUGGCCUACUCUGCCGUAACCGCACCGUCGCGUCGUUUGCCACCAGCAGUGUAGUCGUGUACCGCAGCGACGCGUACAAUACACACCGCGGCCCCGGCAGUAAGUUAUUAAAAACGCGCGCGCGUACGUGUACGUCGUGCAGUGUCCGUCGGUCCGGUCCGGUACAAUAACAAUAACAAUAUCGCCACACUCGCGCGCACGUCCGCCGUGCGGUUUUACCACAACAAAAACGUCGCCGUCCGCGAAUCGUCACGUACCUAUAAUAUACACGCACAGCAGUACCGCCGCUGCGCCUUUGGCCGGAUAAAAGACUCGCGGGAAAAAAGUUUACAUAAAAAAAAAAAUAUGUGCACAAGUAUUGUGUCACCUCUAGUCUAGCGAACGCAAUUCGGGUGUUAGGUGCGCGAGUGGCGAGGAUUAUCGCGCGCGCGCGCGCACCCGCGUACAAUAGUUCCGCGGAUAUAUUAUACGUGUCGUCGCUGGAAUUUCACUCUCCGCCGUCGGUAAGUCGUACAAUAAUAUUAUGUUUUUGAUUGUAGGUACAACAAUGUUUACGUUGAUAACAAGCUCUUCGGACGUCUGCGCGGUUUUGUUUCAUCGGUUUUCGUAGAAACCCGCGUCAUUUUCGAAUUUCUGCGACCGCCCCGCAAAAACGUUGCGCCCGUGCGUGCGAACGGUCGCGCGGGAACGUCGCCGUACAGGUAACGCGUCCUUCGCGUCGACGGCGACGGCGGCGGUUUCCUUCCUAUAGUAAUAAUAUGCACUGGCAACUCUGCAGCAGUAAUAUCGAUUGCGUCAAAAAUACUAAUCGUGAAAUACCCUACCUACGGUGUCUACCUACGCACGCGGUCGUCGUCGCCUAGUCACUUUUUCCGAAAAGAAAAAAAAAAUUACCACGCACUUGACCCUGUCGCCACUGCGGGUAAUCGUAGCACGGCCGCCGCCGUUAUGUUUCGCAACGCGCAUAAGUAAUAAUAACGUAUAAUAUUAUUCAAUUAAAUAUUAUACAUAUACAUAAAUACUGCCACCUGCUGCUGCUGCUGCAGGUUCUCUCUUGUAUUAUACGCCGGCAGUCUCGGGUCAGUGCAUGUGUGUGCUGCAGCGCGCGCGCGUGCCCAAACGACGUGUGCGCUAUUCGACUGUUGGGAAAAUAAUAUAGAGGAAAAAAUUACCUACUGAAAAACAAAACAAAAAACUCGCCGUCACACCUGUAAAAUACACCGUGACCGUCGCGGAUCUCUUCCGAACGGGCGCAUACGUCAUACAUGUAUUUCGUCCGCUUUUUUACCAUACACAAUACGUAGGUGCACAUGUUAAAAGCAUUAUAUACGCACAUUAAAGCACUCGUUCUUCUCCGUCGACGGCUUUAGACCCGACGAGUUAUACUAUUUCUUCUAGCUAACGCCUCUCGUCCUGUUCGGGGCAUCCGUUUGUGAUGAAGAAUAUACACUCCGUGUCCACUCCCACCGCCAACAUCCUUAAAUGCUCCGCGAGUAGAUAGACCGAGUUUUCCCCUUAACUUUUGGCCUUUACCCUACAAUUAUCCCUCAGUAAGGUCUACAUAAAAAAAAAUAACGUGUUACAAAAUCUAUACUAAUUCGAUCCCGUUAAUUUUCUAGUGAGACGCACAGUAAGUCCAAAAUCUUACUCUACUGAAUGUCCAUUCGGACCUUUUCAUAAAUACUCUAUUCCUGUCUAUGAUCCAAUAUUUGAUCCAUUAGUAUAUUUAUUUUCACUUAACUCGGUAUCCCACGUCGUCUACACCCCCUCCCCAGCAGUCUUCGUAUAACACUUGUGGUACAUAAUAUUAUCGUAUCUAAACAUCUCCUUUUCGGUUUUCUUCCUUUCCUCCUUUCUUCCACGUUCGUACGUAAAUGUAUACUCUUACAGCCUCUGAAUUCGUAUUUUUUGAUCAUCACGUAAUGCUCGAACCACUUUUCCUUCUAUAUUCCCCAUUCAUUUUAACUAUCGAACAACGCCCAUGUUAGUGGCGGAGCCGUACUUUAUUCAAGAAUCGUUCCAAAGACUUAUAAAUUAUUAAAAAAUCGUUUUAUAUUAAUAAAACGAUUUUCACGGUAGGGUUCAACACCGGAACUCCCCCCCCUCUAGCUACAGUAUUACCCUAUGUUACCGCACACAAAGUUAUUCCUUAUUCCAUCCUCACCUCCUCUUUCCAUCCUUAGCAACUUCACUAAAAUAUCUUUUGGUUUGGAUCUCAGAAUCUGGAUUAAGUUAUUGCGAUUCGGAUUCUGAACAAUUGGUCAAAGUAUUGCUCAGCCCUAGUUCCAAUGACAUAAAAUCUGAUUAAAACAAUUUAAAAUUUAAACAAAGAUAUUAGUAUCGGGAAACCACGAUGAGACAUCUUGAAUUUUUUUUGAAUACUCGUAUUCCGAAAAAAAAAAAGAAAAUAAAAACAAUAGACGUCCAGUGACAACUCGCGUAGCUAGUGCGGCCAAUUUACUUUUAUCCGUCACAAUAUUGCAUUAUCAUUUUCGCUUAUUUUUUUUUUUCGCGCUUGAAGUCAUACUCUUUUCGUACCUUCACACUACGAGUACAUAUAGAGAAGUUUAAUUAUAAAAAAAAAAUAUUAUUUCUUAUUAUAAAUGUAUUAUGUUAUAUCGCCAUUUAUGACGCCCUAAUACAGUUUUUUCCCAAUCGAACAAAUUCAAUUGAAAAAUAACGUCGACUCAUCCGUUAUGGUCCAUUAGCCAUAGGUACCUACCUAUUAUAACACCUCUAUCAGAAUUACAAUAUCAAUUUAAACGUAUUUGCACUGAAAAAUAAAUUUAAACUAUGUAAUAAUAUAUAACGUCGGAUUAAAAACGGCGUUUUAACAAAAGGACAUCCAUCGAUAUCCACGUUUCAUUUUUUUUUCAAUUUUCAUAUUCUAUUAUAGACGGUGUUUUUAUUUUAGAUUUUCAGUAGAUCAAUAAGGAAAAAGAAAAACACGUUUCAAACGAGUAAUUUAUUACUUAUCGGAGAUAUGAAUUGCCAAGUGCAUAAUAGGUUCGCUUACAGAUUUUAAAAUAUGUCAAGAAAAAUAAAAACAAGCACCUAGAGUUAUAUAGUAAUUAAAUAAAAUUAAUGUAAAGACUUUAUACAGACCAUGUCUAACACUAUAACAGUAGUUACGAGUAUUAACAUGAAAUUUGUUUUUACAUUUUUACGCAGAUAUAAAUUUAUUACCUAUUGUUGUAUGUCUUGAAAAAUUUAAAAAUUUGAAUUUAGUUCCGCAUUUAGCAAUUCGUAUAAUUCGAACGAAAAUUAAUUGUUGAAAACCGACUGAGUUACCGACCUGGUACCCACACAUAUUAUUUUAAUACGAAUUAAAUUAGUCACAGUUUUUCGAUAGGAUAGUCUAUGAAACGUUUGAACAGUUAAUUAAUAUGAUUUGUAAUUUUCCAAAUGAAAUAAUCGUACGGUUUCGUUAAAAUUCGUUUAGAAUCGGAAAACUAAAUACAUCCGGCGCCCCGGAGUACCGAAGAGAAUCCGAUAUAAAUAAAAACUUGACAUUUUCCAAAUAUUUCCGAGUAUGACGUAAAGUGUAACGAUAUCGCGUUUAGAAAUGCGUGACGACUAUUCGCAGUGCCUCCACCUCCAUUGGUCGUGUUUAAAAAAGAAAAAAAAAUAUUGUUAUCGUAAUCGUUUAAAGUUUAUGUUACUAUUCGGUGUGCGUGUGAAGGUUUUACUUUGCUAUUUCAUUGAUCGAGUAAAUAAGGGUGACCGUACGUCCUGUAUUAUACGGGAUUGUCCGAUAUUUUGACAUAGCGUCCCGUUGUCUCGACGAAAGUUAUAUGGGACGCAGUUUAUUCCGCUUUUUUAAGUAUGUGUCCCGAAUGAACUAUCGUGCUUUUCCUUACCGUUAAUGCAUAACUUUUGAAAUUUAUUUGUUGUUUUUAUUCCGUUUUUUAACUAACACAAAAACAGUCGAAGACGAAAUUGACGAACCGUCAUCGUUAAAAUAAAAUUGAUUUUGCGUAUAAACAUUAUAUUUGUAUUAAGAAGUUAUUCAUACAGCACACAGUGUUUAUUGUAUUUUUUUCAUAUCAUCAUAUAUGACGUAUAUUAAAGUUUACUUUUUAUACUUAUUAUACAUCACGUUUAAUUUGUUCUUUGUGUGUCCCGUACUUUUAUUUUAUUUUUUCGCUCAUCUUAAAAUAACUAUUAUUUCGGAUUUUAUACCCUGCCCUCUCUUCCCCAUUAAGAAAUCCUGGUUAAACUGAUGACGAUUCAGUUACGUAUAUCGUUAUAUUUUUAACAAUAGUGAUAUUUGUACCGACGUUAUGCCUCUGCGUAUUUCGUAUCGAUCUCUCGUGAUCAUAGACAUCCGGAAGGAGAGUAAGGAGAAUAAGCGUUUUCUUCCCUCUUGGGCUUUUCGAAAUUCGUAAAAUUAAAUGUAAUUAUACAAAAAGAAAAAGGCAACAUCAUAAAAACAUUAGAUACGAUAGGUUGUAAUAUAUAUAUAUAAAUAUAUUUGUAGAACAUGUCGAGUUCUCCUGCACAUACUAUAUUCCAUCAUAUAAUUGCACAGACAUUAAGAAAUAAAAAGAUAUUUUGGAUAUACUGAAAGAAACAACAAUAUUUUAUUACGGUAUCAUCGUCAAAAGUUUUGAGCCACUUCUGAACUUUUAAAGAAUUUUAAUUUUUGGGAGUUUUUUUUUGCUGUAAUUCGGUUAUAAAUACACGUAGAGACUCGAAACUUGGAAACUAAUACUUAUAUUAAACUUAUCUAGACGUGGUAAAAUUUCCAAAAUCAUCGGACGACUUUUUUUUUUAAAAAAAGCGCUUUGAAAUCAAAUUUAAACGAAAAUUGCAAAUAAAAAAUUACGGCACUUCAAAAUUAUGCAUUACCAAACUGCGCUCGGAAUCGUCUUUCGUCAAGUAAUGGUUUAUCGUUGCUUUCAGAUAUAAAUGAAAUAUCUUUAUGCAUCCUACCUUUCUAAUUUUUCACCUACAACAGUGGUAGCUACCGUUCUAGGUAUAUACUACUCUCCCCCUUUUCCCUAGACAAAUUUUUGCGUGUAUUUAUGCUUGCGAUACUACGGUAUAUAAUAUAAUAACGAUGAUAUUAUAUUAUGACGCGAUGUUAUGAAAGCGACACAUUCGGACGGAUGUAAGUUAUAAAAAAUAAUUCAUUGACAAAAGAGUAUUUUAUUGUGGUACUUAGAAAUCAUGUUAUAAUAUACCAACUAAUUGAAUAGAAAAAAAAAAAAAAAGGUUGAGGUAGUCAAAGAAAUAAAUACUAAUAUAUAGACGUAUAACACCAAUUAUAUGUACAAGUCAAAAAAAUAACAGCAUAACAAGACGCAUUUAUGAUAUUGUUAUUGUGUAUACGAUACACGGGUCUGAAUGUAUUUUACUCAAAGGGCCUAGUGCCAGCGUGUUUUUUCGCCUCGUAUUAGUACGAGAAAAACUAGAGGAAAAAUACUCUCGUAUGAAAUGGUCCGAUUUUAACGAUUAAUUAUAUUUUUAUUUUUGAAUUUAGCAACAAUUCAUACAGUCCAUAUUCAAUUCCGAUUUGCAUUAUUUAUAAUCGAAAACUUUAUAGGUAAUACGAUGUCUUUGAAAAAAAAUAUAGAUUUGAAACUUAUUUGUAAGCAAAUGAAAAUCGGACUACAAUGAGGGCUACUAUUAUUUCUCUAUAAUAAAAAAAUAAAUGGCAAACAAAUAUUAAACUGAAAACGAAUUAUUCCUGUUAUAAAGUGGCGUACGAUUUUGUUUCGGGAAAGGGGGAGGAGGAUAAUUUGUUAAGUUAGGGUCGUCCCACCCCACGGUACCGAUUUUAUUGUUGCUAAUGAUGUUGCCACAGAAAAAUUUAACCGUUUUUAAACUAAUUUAACUAAUUUUGAUUAACCAUUUGUUCGUGUCGUACUUACCUGAAAAGAGUAAAUUUUCUGCCUGAUAGUACUUUAUUUGGAUAAUCUUUUUCUAUAUUUUUACCAUGUUGCAUUAUACAAUCUGAAAAAGCUUUAUCCCUCUCAUCCGCAUCCCACAUCUACGCUACUGAUUCAAUAUAUUUCCGUGAAGUUGUAUUCGUACGUGAAAACAGUCGUGCCUCUUAAAUGGUUAUCGUGCAUUAAAUUAAUAGAUAAUGUUUAUUACUUAAGCCCUGUGAAAGUAGCAAUUAUAAUGUGAAACUAUCAAAUUUUACUAAAUUUGAUAAACCGCCACCAGGCGCCAUAAUAAUUCGAGUGGGUCGAAAAACGAAUUCGCCAAUAACUUUGAUUUAAAAUGUAUCACGGAGUCAAUUGCCGUCAAUUAGGUACUACGAGAAUCGUCUAAACGAUUAAAUUCCUAUAGAUUUGUUCUUGCAGCAAUGAAUAUUUAUGUAUAGGGGUAAGGUCAAAUUGCACUACGAUUAAAAAAAAAGUAAUGGCCUAACUGCAAUAAGGUCAAACAAGGUUUACAACAAAAAUAUUUGAAAAAAAAAAACAAAAAACUUAAUUUUAAGUUUCGCGUCUAAGUCAAUAAUACGAAUAAUAAUAACGAAAAUAUAAUUAUUAUUAUCGAUAAAAAAAUAUAUGCCUAACGACACACACUGGUUGACGACAUAUUAUUACAAAGUCGCCACUUACCGAAUGGACACUGACCAACAGACCAAAUAAAUAGUUUUUUUUUUUUUUUAGUCAUACCUGUUCACUUGUGACGGUUACGUUUGUCAGGUUGCGUUUGGUUGGGCAACACUAUAGAUAAUUUGGCGCGAAUCGUUUAUACACGCACAAUCCGGAUGAUAUUCGUCCCGAGUUUACGUAAUCGUAUUGGUUCCGACUAGAUUUUUUUUUCUCAUUAACUAAUUUGUCAUUAAUCUUAUUUUAACUAAUUGAGCAUAACGAUGAACGAUGGUAAUUUUACUUUCUCGAUCGUAGAAAAAACAAAUCGGAUUAAAUUAAAGCGAGUGACAUUUACUUACACGUGCACUUAUAUAAUAUUAUUAUUACAAUAACAUAGAUUAUGAUUGGUAGGUACGUCACAUCCGUGUUUAAUUUAUACAUUUAAUCGAAAAAUUGUUUUGGAGAUGAGGUGUCUACGAAUUAAUUUUGUCUAUUCUGCGUUUAUUUCGCGUAUAAAUCGUAUUAAAUGUUAACGAGUAGGUACGUAAUAUAGUUUUGGAAUAAUUGUAAUUCCUUUCUGCAGUCUGCUUCCUUAAAUAUAGUUGGUAUACUACCACUAUUAUAAAUAAAUUAUUUCGGUUUUUUUUUCCAUCACUUAUCGAACGCAUGCGUAAAUAACCGAAAUAUUUCCCAACAAUGGUUUUACUCGUAAAAAGUCCGAGAAAAAACACAGAUCAAAAAGUCGUUUUUAUUAUCCUAUAAGAUUUGUACAGUGAAUACAAUGUAAAUUUUCAAUGCCAGAUUAUAUUAAAAUCGUUAAUAAAAAGUCCCAAUUAUACUGUAUUUUUAAGCGUUUUUAUGGCUUUUGAUUACUCUGCCGUUUAAAAAUGUUAGAUUAGUAUUAUUUAAGUGAUAAUAACAAAACCAACUACCUACUACAGUAGCCUAUCCAACACAUGGUUCAAAGUACGUCCGAAUUUUUAAAAUCAAUCUAAUUAAAUUAUUGAUUAAAUUAAAUGUCAUAGGUGUGCGCAGAUUUUUUGAACAAAUACCACAGAGUUAUAGAUAGUAAAAUUAUAAUUAGAAAAUCAUCUAAGACCGGUGUUGUAGGUCAUGUAGAUUACUGUUGUAGUUGUUCGUUGUGUAGGACGGCUGUCUUAUCGUUGUUGUAUAAUGUAUAUGUGUUUAUGAUAAUAAUGGUAAGUAAUGUUUUUUAUUUAUUUUUUUCUGUAGAAGCAAACGUAAUUUUUUCUGAAAAGUAUACCGCACCCAUACCCACGCCUAUGUUCAAUAUUUGAAAUGUUUAAAAAAAUUAAAAAUCAACUUCACCAAAUUAUCCAUCAAUAAUAAAUAGUAGAAACCCGUUAUAAAUAAUUGUUGAGUUUUACUUUUAUAAAUAAACACAAAUAAGAGAGGGUUAGGGAGCCUUGUCACCCCAAAAACAUCCGAACUCACCCCUCCCCCCACUUAAUCAUGUCCUUAUUCAAGUAAAUAUGAAGUAUAUACGUAUACAUUCUUUGUUAUAGGGUGCUAAGCCCAAUUAAAUAUUUUUAUUUUUUGCGCCUAUGCUUUUAUUCGAUUCGUACACAAUACAUCCGCAUAAGGCCCGCGGACGAGUUUUAUACGGGCCGCAGACAAAUAGAAAAAAAAAAAUGAACGUAUAAUAUGAUAUUUAGGUAUAAUCAAUUUUUGUUUUGCAUUAUUUCAAAUAUUAGUAACAUAAUUAUGUUCUUAUUGCUUUCAAUUCUAUAAUAAUACCAGUGUCCUAUUAUAUGUUAAAAAUAUAUACUUUGAAUUAUGAUGGCCCGUGAAAAGUUUUCAGGUCCCCAAUAUAAUAAUGUGGCAAUUCAAAAAUAAUAAAUUUGCGACACCUGCAAUAGACAGUUUAUAGGUAACGAUUACUGUUGGUGUUUGAUUGAAACUAAUAUAUUUUGUUUCUAUAACAGUGUAUGUAUGUAAUUAUUUCUAUUUCAUUUCAAUAGUCCAUCAUCGAUCGAAAACUCGUCGUUUUUAACGAAAAUGUCACAAACAACCUUGAAAAUAGCACAAUUUUUAUUACGUGUAGUUAUUAUGCUAAUGUUUUUUUUUUUGUGUUUUAAAUAUAUCUCGUCGGACGUAUUAUUAUUAUUAUUAUUGUUAUUAUUAUUAUUGUACCACUAACAAUGCAAGUAGACGUGCAUGCGCGGUAUAAUAUGCAUAUUUGCAUUGUUAUUACCUGCCUAUAAUAAUAAUAUAUUUCGAAAUAUUAUUUACAAACUCGAAAUUAGAUUAUUAUAAUAAUUAUUGUACACUAAUUAUUUAUUUGGAAAUACUAAUUAAAAUCGAUACAACAAAAAAAAUAAAUAAGUACGUAGGUAUAGGUUAGGUACGUUUAAAUAUAUAUAUAUAUAUGUAUUAUAUAUACGUCAUAAUACUAUCGAUUUUGAUGGUUGUGCGUUAUUUUUUUCUUUCUAUAAAAUAAUAAAUUCUAGGUCGACGAGAUGAAUCACGAGCUAUUUUUUUUCUCCGCGAUAAACGAAGUAUAUUAUAUUAUUGUAUUUUCAAAAUUAUAUAUAUAUACGUAUAUUAUAGAAUAGUAAUAUAACUCUUCGUGUACAGGUACGGAUUUCUUUGAUAAUAAUUAUUGUAUAAGGUCUUGUACAUGAUAUCGAUCGCGAACUACGAUAAAUAGGUCAUAGUAUUACGCUAUUAUUAUCAAUAUUAAUCUAUCAAACAAAAUAAAUAGUAAAUAUCAAAUUAAUAUUUUAUUAAUCGGAACUCAUAUAUUAUACAGAGUAUUAUGUUAAGAAAAAAAAAAAAAAAACCAACGAGAGUAAAAUUAAUUUGUCAAUAAAUUAUUACGUUCCGGUAAUAAUUACCGCGAAACGAAUCACGGCCAUAGGUCAAAUGUAUAACGAUAGCGAAUGGGUUAUUUAUGUUUUAAUAUUAUUAAAAUUUGGCAAUAAUAUUACUGUGUAUAGUGUACACGCCUACUGUAAACCUAUCUAUAUGCAUACAAUUAUAUGAAAUAGAAAAAAAAAAAACAUACGAAAAAUGGAUAGACCUCUGUUGCGUUACGCGGAUAGAUUGGUGGGUAAGAUUUGCGCAAGUGUAACCAGAAGAUCUGACGCCUGAAAUAAUUUUGGUUUCGUUUUAUGUAUUAAAGUUUUAUUUUUCAUUCGUAUUGAUUUCCAAAGACUCUCGCCAUGAUUCCUCUGUUUUAUACGUAUUUUUUAAAAACCUAUACAUAGACAAUUUAACUUUUUAAAAAAUCUGUGAUUUUGCCAUUUUAUCGUAUAAAUGUUUUCGAAAAAAAACGGUCGGUGUUUAAAAUAUUAACUAUUGAUGAAUUGUUAAGUUUCUACAAUUUGUUGAAGUUUACAAUAUUUAUUAAAAAAAUUGUUUUUCAUGAACGAACUGGCGAAAUGGUCGAUGUUAAUUGUAUAGUAGUGACAACGAAAACAAUUUAAAUCAUCGUAAACUUCGACAAAUCGUAAAAAAUAAACAAUUCAUCGUUUGCAAACAUUUUUAUAAAAAUACUGGAUUGGUAUCAUACAUUUUUUAAAAACGAUUUUUAUUUUUUAUUUACAAAAAAUAAAUUAUAAAAUAGAGAAAUCAUAUCACAAGGAGCUUUUGUACCUUUAAGAUAUCGCGUGAAAAAUUCAUUUUUACUAACCCGAAAAGUGCAUUUCGAGAAGUAAAAUAAUGCGAACACAUAUUUUAUAAAACUAAUACAACUUCUUCGUUAUAUUCAAAAUCUAAAAAAUUUGUUUAUUCGAGUAUUACAGUAUAUAUUAUUAUUAUUUUAUAAUUUUUGAUAAGAAAAAAAACCAGUUUACUUUCCACAUUACAUAUAAUAUUGUGUACCUUUAUCGUUUAUUGAACCAAAGUAUGAAUUAUUGUUCGGUGAUUUGCUACGUCGAUCACAUUUUUAGUGACAAUAAUAAUAAAAAUCGCGUCUUUCACAAAAUAUUUGUUCGACACGACAUACCGACAAAAAUUUAUAGGAGGCUCGUAAUAAUAUAGAUACGUUUCGUACGUGCUCCGCUACAUUCAAUUCAAUAUAAAUUCACAACGUUUUCAAUUUUCCGAAAUAUUUAUACAGUAAAAUAAUAUUAUCAUUACUAUACAACGGUAAAAAUUACGAAAAAAAAAUAAAAAUAAACCUCAACAAACGCAUUAUUGCUGCCCGUUAUUCGAUUAUCAAUUUAAUAGAACGAAAUUAUUUUUACUCAUUAUUAUAUUUAUAUGUACAUUAGGAAAGAAGGCAUAUCUCACCCCUUGACCUUUUCUUUUUUUCUCAUACCGUUUUCAUGAUUCACUAUUUUAUAAGUAUUCAAAAUGUCUACUUUUAAGACGGAAAUAUCAAAAAUUGUACAAAUAAACGUUACCACGUAUUGCGUUAUAUUGACAUCGCUGCAAUAUUUUAAUUUCAAUACCUCCAUUCCUCAAUAAAAUCGCCAAAUAUGUUACUGUAGUACCUGUUAAAAUAUUUAGUACUAUUGUUGAGUAAUAGCAGUAACAAUUCAUAUUGAAAUCCGUAUAAUAUCUAAUUUUGAAAAAAAAAAUCGGAAAAAUAUUGCUAUAAUUGUCAAUAGUCACUUAAUAGGAAAUUUAUUAGUUUCUAUUCUUUUGGCCAAAUCUGAAUAAGAAAUUAUUCAAAGUUUUAAAAGAAGUUUUUUGGUUGGCAAUUAAUUUCACAUAAAAUGAAAGUACUUUGAGUGAUGUUGUACAGAAAAAUAAAAUUACGUGAAAUAUCUCACAUGUGCAAGUGUCAUAUACGACGUGGUAAAAUUUCCAAAAUCAUCGGACGACUUUUUUGUUUAAAAAAAGCGUUUUUAAAUCAAAUUUAAACGAAAAUUGCAAAUAAAAAAUUACGGCACUUUAAAAUUAUGUAUUACCAAACUGCGUUCGGAAUCGUCUUUCGUCAAGUAAUGGUAUAUCGUUGCUUACAGAUUGAAAUGAAAUAACAUUAUGUAUCCUACCUUCCCAAUUUCUCACUUACAAUAGUGGCCGCUCCCGUUCUCAAUAUCAGCUCUUUUAUUUUUUCUGGAUUUAGGUAUACCAAAAUCUCAAAAUCAUAAAUUUGAUACCCUGGAAAUUUGUUCGUGUAUCACGAUAUAAUAUACUGAGUAAUUAUCUUGUCACGAACCAACAAACGAUAACUAUGCAAUUUAUUACCCUUCUCCACUACUCCGGUCUAAACUUUGAACUAUUAUAAGUCGUAAGCAGUGGAUCUGAUAUCAGUUAUAUGCAUACUAAAAUGUCUAGAAAAACAUUAUCUAUUUGAAUCUACGGUUGAACGGAUGAGAUGUCAUUUAAAAAUACAAAGUGAAUAUUCAUUUCGGGUACACGGAGGAGGAAUGAUCAAUUGAAAAUAUUGUUAAAAUAAAAAUUAAACGAUUCCAUAACGAUUAAAAAACUAAUAAUCAAAUUCACUUAAAACCCUUCCAGAAAAUGUUUGGUUUACGAUAAAUGAAUCACUCUGUAUUUGACUAGCAAUGGUACACGUAUAUACCUAUAGCUUGUAACAGGUAAUGAGGACCGUAUACGUAAUCGUUUAUUCGAUUAGGCUCCACAUAAUAAUAUAAUAUUCAUUUACCUGUGGUCAUUUAAAGUAUUUAACGAUAAUAGUUCGACAACCGUGUGCCAGUAUAGAAUUUCGAUAUUCGGUUACGAGAACGAUUCGGAACAAACAGUAGUCAUCGUUGUACAAUUAUUAUUAUUAAUAGCUAUACAGCUGCCGUCUUUAUUAUACCGAAACAUCAUCAUAUUAUAACAUACAUAUAGGUGUACAAUAGUGACAAUAUAUAUACGACUCUCGGACAAUAAUUAACCGUGUCACCGUUAAGUGGGCCGGGGUUAAUAAAUUACCACGGCUCUCGCGGGUUAAUUGACUGAAAAGCAAAAAAAAAAAAAUAAUAAUAAUAACGUUUAUACCUUUAGGACCAAAUUACGCACACCCAUCAUACGAUAUUAGAUGUAAUACUUAUGAAUAUAUUAUACACAUACGACCGAGAAUGACGACGUGACGAGAAGCAGUAACCGUCAUCGGGAACUAAGUACGAUAAUAUUGUGUGUAGGUAGGUGUGUAUAUAAGUAAGUCGGUACUCAAUGUGAAUUUUUAAUAAAUUAUAUUCCGUAGUCCGUAUAUUAGAUUAGACUGAAGAGGAGAGGAGAACCAGAAAUGAUUUAUUAAAUGUUUACUACAAGCGGUAUUUUCUUAUUUUAGCGACCAGACAAUGAAUAUAUAGAAAGUAAAGUUCGACUCGGGAGGGGGAGCUAGGAAAAUUACUCGAUCUGACAAUUCCUAAUACGGUAUCAUUUGUGUCUUGUUAUCAUCAUUUCCCAACGAUUCUAGGAGACGAUGACUAGGAGUAUAAUAAUAUUACGAAAUCCGACAUCGGGUAAUGGGUAUAGGUAUAUUUUAAAGACACAAAAUAAUGUAAAAUAACAGUGGUGUAGGUAUGAUUUUAUUCUGGGAGAAGGGGGGAAUGAUAAUUUGUUAAGUAAACUUCGUAUGGGGCUCCCCCACACACUUCAUACAAAUCUAUGAUUUAGAUUCUAAGUUUAGCGAAGAAGCUAUUAGUUCUGCUAAGAAGUGUUUUUAAUUUCGGAGCGUAAUGAGGAAUGUAUAUUAAUUUUGUAAUGAUGUUUAUUUUAUAUUUUUUAUAACAGAAAAUUUGUUCUGAUUUUCAAGUAUAGCACUUUUUCUGAAAAAAAAAUGUUUUGUCAAAUAGUACUUUAAAGGGGUCAAUUUUUUUAUUUUCCUAGGGGUGUCAUAAUAAAUAGGAAAACCUAGAAAAAACGUAGAACCAACGGAAAUUUUACAAAAUUUAUUAUUUUCAAAUUGUAAAUAUCAUGGCCAUUCAAAACAUGUAUAACCGAACUCCACUCAGAAUCGUUAUUCCUCAGCAAUGAUAAAUAGUUGCGUACAGAUAUGCAUUUAAUUUCCUCUUUACCUUCCCAACUUCUCAUCUAUAAUAGUGGCCCACCUAUCAUGCAAAAUACGUCCGUUUGUCUUUUUCUUUAUGAAAACACUUUUUUGGUUAGUAAAGAAAAAAUUGUCUUAAUUAUUUACGCCCGUCGCACCUUAAAAGAUAAUAAUAUGCAAAGUUUUCGACCGAUGGUACUUUAUUUGAAACCAUUUAUAGAUUGCUUACAGUUUUUGUCUAUACAAUUUAAAAAUAGACCAUAAAAAUCGGUACAUAGGUUUUAUUUUUGUUAAUUUUUGAAUUAUUCUGGCUACAAGGGAAAAAACACAACUAAAUUUACUUUGCUCAGAAUCAAUUUUUCAUUACGAAAUUUUUUUACUUAGGUGCAUAGUAUAAAAAAAAAAGACUCUGAGAUAGAAUUUUUCUCUAUCAACCCACUAUAACUACGCCACCCCUUUAGUUGUUAAAAAAUCGUUUGAUGAUUUAAUAUUUAUAAAAGUUUUGAAAUUUUAUCUGUGUUAUUUAUCUUGUGCUAUUAUUGUACCGCUGCCAUUUAGAGUGUCAUUUGGGCUGUUACUCAUUAUUGUAGUUGUCAUGUUUAAUCUGCCAUUCCUAAAAGUGAAGCCGGAUCGAGUAAUUAUUGGUUUUACGUAGAUUUAUUUCUAUUAUUGUUGAUAAGUACAAUGGUUUCGAUAAAAAUAUGCGUGUUUUGGCUGUGCCGAAAUAGGUAAACAGUUUUUUGUAUUGUUUGCUGUUGUUUGCUACUAAUUGGCUGCAAUAUCGCAAAAAAGAUAUAUUUAUUGUACAGUAUUUUAACAAUUGAUAACCAGUAAGCGAGGGAAAUAAACGUAGUUUUUUAUUGUUUGCUGAUUAUUUGCAGUUGUCAAGCAAUAAUUAUUGCAAUAAACGAUUUCACCAAAACGGUUUAUUCGGUGAACUAUAGUAACCGCAAUUCGCUCAAAACAGCAUCGCCGAAACACGCAUACAAACUAAACGAGAUUGAUAAAAAGUAGGUGUACUAGGCAAUGAUAUCAUUUCCUAACCGUAUUAAGAACAAAUUGGCAUCGUUUCCUAAACUGUCAACUUUUCCGUUACAUGUACUCGUAUACGAUAUAAAUGUAUCGUAUCGUAUGUUUGUCUUAAAUACCUAUAUACAGUUGCGGUACUGCAGCUCAAUACGGUUUUUAAAAUGAUUAUACUGUAUUAUAUUAUUUUGUUAUGAGAAACGGAAAAUUAUACAUAGUUAAUAAGGCACGUUUAAUUAUUAGAAUAGUUUUGGGUCGGUUGAUAUUAUACUCGUAGUUUAACAAAUAUUGAGUUUGCGACAGUGUAAAUAGUACAAAAAAUAAUAUUAUUUUUGUGUACAAAGCGUAACGCAAGUAAGAGAUUGUUAGUAAAACGGUUUUUAUUGUUAUUUUUAUAGUUUCCAAAGGUUAGGUUUAAUAGGUUAAAUUAGGUUUUUAAUUUAUAUAUUUGUUUGCAAUCGUCUGCAAUAUGUUUAUAUUAGUAAAUCACAAAUUAUUAAUUAAAAAUGUUCAUUUUGUUUACACCGGAUAUGAUUUUAAAUCGAAUUUAUUACGUAUAAACGUUUUUUAUGGAUUAAUAUUUUACAAAAAAUAUAUGAAAUAGCUACGAGGAAAAAUUUGUCGAUUUAUAUCGCAAAUCUAUGAAAUAGAGUAUCCUUGGAAAAUACAAUAAUACUUAUGUAGGUAACUUACAAAAUCCGCAUUCCACUAUAUGAUGGCACAUGCAGUGUGAGAAAACAUUACAAGUUUAGCUAAAUAAUUAUUUAAAGGAAAAAAAAUGCUUUAACACUAAAAUUUCUGAAAGUAAACGAUGCAAAUAUUAAACGUCUUAGUAAUGUUACACACAUAAUUGUAAUGCAAAUUAGCAUACUGAAGUGUAGUAAAACAAAUUUAAAAAUAUUUUCGUUUGUUUAUAACGUAGGUUAAAACUUUAUUAUCAUAAAAUUCAUCGGCAAAUUUGAUUUUUUUUGGUUCUUGAUUUUAUGACAGUAUGAACAUAAUUAAAUUUCACGAAUCUAUAAAAUGUCGAACGAUCAAAGUUUUAGCUAUAUUAUGCACUAUAAGAGUUCUUCCCCUCUCUCGUCUCAAAUUUAUCCUCAAAAAUAUACCAAGAAUGAUAUUAUCAAUACCGAGAUAUUACCAAUGGGAAAAAAAUUGUAGGUUUUUUUUAUAGGUAUUCGUUUCGAAAUUACUUGUGUUGAAAAAAAAAAUACCAACUGUAUAACUAUAAAAAUAUCUCUCUCUCUCUUUCUCUCUCUCUCUUUCUCUCUCUCUCUACACAUAUAUUAUAGUUCCUAGAUAUUGCUCGACCGUUUGAUAAUACGACGGAAUUUCACUAUUAUAAACAUUAUAUACUUCGCGUUAUAUUAUUUUGUCUUUGUCUUUGUCGUCGUUUUAUGUUGCAGUUUUGAUGAAUGGCGCGGAUAGUGGGUAUAUAAAAAAAAAAAAAAAAAAAAAAAAAAAUGUUUAAUGAAUAAUACUUUCACCGGCAAUGGCCACAGACCAAAGACCAAACGCGUCGUCGCACACGUCUUUUUUUUUUCCCCUGUGACGCUAUAUUAUAUAGAAUGUUCUUCUUAUUAUAUACACACGAUGAACAUAUUUUUCAAAUUAAUUAUUUUUUGAAAAGUACAAAGGAACAACAAUAUAAAGAAUGCUAAAUUAAUGUCGCGCGUAUAACGAUGUUAUAAUAAUAUUAUAUUUAGAUACGAUGCAAUUUAAAAGCGAUGUUUUUAUUUUUUGAAAAACUUCAAAUUUUAAACGUCAACUAUAUCAGCUAUUAUAACUGUAUAUUAUAAUUAUAUUGAAAUAAUAAAUACCUACGGUGUAUAACGUUUGAUGUAACGCAAUAUUUUGAUUAAUGUAAUUUUAAAUAUUUCUUUGUAUAAGGUACACCGAAUUUUUCAUACCCGGUUUCAGCGUUGUAUUAUAAUAUUGUAUAAUGAUACUGGUUAUUUUUUUGCUUUGAUAAAAAUAUCAAAAAAAAAAAAAUAAAAAUAAAAAAAAUGGCGUACGUAAAUACGAAAAUAAUAUUACCGAAAAUGUUUUGUACAAUUAUUUCGUUUUCUUUUAUUCGGACGAUAUCGCGUGUAAAUAUCUGCGGAUUAAAAAAAAAAAGCUUAAUAUCCAAUGACCGAUUUGAAAGCAUGGGAAAUGUGUGUCUGCUCGCAGUGUUCAACAAGGUGUUGUAACAUGCGAUCCGUGUUACUUAUCCCGAACUUAAAAACGUAAAAAGGUCUGCGUAGGAGAUUAUUACCAGUGCAUUCGAAUUGUUAAUGUUCCCAGAUAGUUUUGAAAACAGUUUUAAUUUUCCUUCCCGCUUUAUACAGACUUAAAAUCGUCUACACGUUACCAUUGAUUAAAUAUAUGUAUACAAUCAAUGUAAUAUUUAAUCAAUGGAAAUUAUGCAAAUCCAAACACUGUUUAAUUGUACGAUUGUCGGCGGAUUACUGAAUGCAGCAUAACGAGUAACGACAGUAUUUUAGGUAUAGGAACCAAUUCGGUUGUAGCCGAGUUUCUAUCAAUUUUUUUUUUUUUUGGCAGGCAAAAAUAGCCUGUGUAGGAAAUUACACUAUCUUUUAAAUUCGGAAGAAAAAAAUUAUUCGUGUGGCGUUUACAUGUAGUCACAUAAUCGUCGCGGGCGGUCGGUGGGACGUGUAAAACGUUUAGGAUACAUAUCUAUAUAAUUCGAAUGGUUUGAUAUCCCGAAAGAACGAUAAACUAAUAAAAAUUUAAAAAAAAAGAUUCUGAUCAGAACUCGGAAAACUGGUUAAGUUAUAAUGUUAGUAUUGUAGUAUUCGUGUAUUUUUCCCUUGCAGCCAUAUAACAGUUAUUAAUAAAAAAAAAAAAAACAAAUGUAUAUCCAUCAUUCGUUGUCAGUUUAUUUUUUUAACUCCCAUAAAAACCGUUGGGAAUCUAGAAAAUUUGUCGAAAUAAAGUACCACCGGGCAAAAACACGUAUCUCAUAAGGUAUGACGAGUGACAAUAAUUUAGACCAUUCUUACCGAAAAAAAAAAAAAAAAACGUAGUUUUCGAAAAACACAACAUAUUUAACAGAACAAAAUUGAUAGGUAACUUCGGUCUUAUUUGAUACGCACGGAAUUUAAUAAAAAUACCAUAUUAAUAAUGCUAACGAACAGACUAAAAUCAUUUAGAAUAUGGUCGCGGGACUGGACAUAAUAUUGUGACGGUGUAUAUUUUAAUCGAUUAUUCAGACCUAAAAGCCAGACAAAACUUCAACAAUUUUGAAAACGGAUGGUUUGUAAAUAUAAACUUAAUAGUUUGUCUAGAAAUCGUAAAAUAAAAUUUGAUUGUGUUUUGGAAACAUUUUCAAAAAUUAUUACUUUAAAUAUUUUGAUCGUUUAUACUUACUACCUUAGAUAAAGAAAAUUAAAAUAUAAAAAAAUAAUUUCAUUAAAAGUCUAAUGAAUUAUAUAUACACGUUUUGAAAAUAACUGUCGAAAUCCAUCAAACGUAAUAAUAUUAAUCAUAUACAGUUUUGUCUGGCUUUUCGGUCUAGAACGGGUAAUCAAGCAUUAAAUUAGCGGAAAUGAGAUGAUAAAGGGAAAAAAACUAUUUUUACCAAACCAAAACCAUAAAUAAAAAUUGGGAAGGUAGAAUACAGACGGGAAUUUAAUGUAUAUCUGUAAGCAACGAUAAACCGUUUCCCAACGAAAAAACGAUUCUGAGCGGAGUUCUGUCAAUAUUGUUACUUUUUCGACAAUCCAUAUGUCAUAUUAUGGUAAAAUAAUUACAUAUGAGUUAAACAUUUUCUUUAAUAAUAUCGUUAAUAAUAAUAUAAUAUAAUUAUUUAACAGUGUACCCAUAAAUCUCGGUUAUUUCCAAUGUAUUGAAAAAAUUACUGAGAAAAUCAAAAAAAUUGCCUCGUAACGUACCACCCCAAUCAAAUUUUUUAUUGAGAAAUAGGGUUGCAUUUGUAUAUCGAAUCAAUAUUUCUGGUAGAAGAGUUGUUCACGGAUAAAAAAAAAAAAGUAAAUAAACAUCGUUAUGUAGAACCAUAAGCUUCUCCGUUCCACUCGGAAUCUAAAAGAAAAUAAUCAUCUUCGUGAUGUAACAAUAUAAAUCCGGUAUCGCCUGCGCCUGCGGCCGGUGUUUCGUGAACACGUUGUGGCAUUUCGUUUUGCUCGAUAACCGACAGCGCGGCUACGCGGCUGUACCGCAUUAUAGGUAUAAAACAACACAGCGAAUGGUGUAUAGCCGAUAUGCUUAUAGUGUCGGUAUAGCGGUGGAUACACAUAUACAUACAUACAUACAUACAGGCAUACGUACGCACGACAAUAUGUAUGUGUAACCGUGUUGUCGGCGACGGGAAAAAUUCCGAAUAAAAUAAAUACAGAAAACGAAAAAAAAAAAAAAAAAAACAACGAAAAAUAUUCAAAUAAUAUCACAAGAGUGGUACGCGUAUAGGAAUCGGGCGGUAGCGUAGGUACGGGGAAACCUGUUUGGCGGUAUUACGUGACGUGAGAGAGUGUCUGCAUAAUGUUAUUAUUGUAUUAGGUAUGUUGCGCGGCGCGUACCGCAAGCCAUUGAGCCGCACACUCUGGCGACUUUACCGGAAACUCGACAAGUGCGCGCGCGCUCGUUGUACCUCACGUUAUACCGUCGGUCGGUCGGUCGUUAUCUAUGUAGGGAUGACUGUGAAAAUAUUGCGUUGUACUUGUAACCGGGUCUCGUACGGAGGGGAAAAAAAAAAAACAAAGGAAAUAAUAAAAAUUAUACGUUAUCGAUUUCUCGAGCGCCGUGAUAAUUGAAACCGAUCGAAAUAACAAUAACACACUGCGCGCACACACACACGUACACACACACACACACACACGCGAGCGCGCGCGCGCGCGCCCACGCACCGGGUGUUGUACCCUACGCGACGGUUACCUAUUGAUCACCCGCGGUUCUCUUCUUCCAGUUUUCGGUCGCGCGGGGUCGAUAAGCCGCGGCGCCGAGGCCGCCGGAACACGAACCGCAGCGCCCCGAUUUUUACAGACGCGUUUCCGUGAUAUUGCGCUUUUCGAUGUUUUCGGUUGUUUUAUGUUAUCACCGUUUUACAAUAUUAGCUUUCCACUCUCGAAACCUGUUUCGUUAUUAUCGUCGUUUGACCUCCACGCGCGCGCGCAUCAUACCGGGUCCUUUUGCGCCGGCAGUGUUGUACACUUCAAUAAUAAUAUACCUACCGCUCCUACGUCCGGUUCGUUAUUCCGUCCUCCCUCACACACACACCCCCCCCCUUCCGCCGCCCCCGAAUAAUUAUAUCAUUCAAAACGCAGAUCGGGAGUUUCGGCACGGUAAUAUUGUUUCGGUAUUUGUAUACGCGGUCUUUUGAACGCGUGUGAAUGACAAUAAUUGUUCUUGAACCGCGCGGGAAACAUAAUAUAUUCAACACGGUAUUCUCCGGGAUUCGGUGUAGCAAAUGAAACAGAAAAAAAUAAAAAAUCUUCAACAUCACAAUCGUCUUAAUAAACGUACGAACGCCACGCGCGCACUAUAAACAACACUAUUACAACGUUAAACCGCAGUGGUCGCGCGCGUCUUUCUAGUCAGUAGCAUGGAGUAAUAUUAUUGCGGCAAUUCGACAUUUCGCCGGUCUCCCGACAGAAAACAAAAGACAAAUCGUUCAAUUUUUUUUUUCCACCGUUCGUUUCAGAUGAUAACCGUCAACGUGUGUACCGCCGCGUCGUCGCCGUCGUGAUGGCAGAUGCGUACACCGGAACAACAACAGACGAGGAGACGUGCCACGGGUCGGACAACAGCUGAAUGAUACCGACCGCGGUUUUGUGCGCGAAACCGGCGAAGAAGCGUCGUCGGGAAACACCAUGUGGUUUGGCGUAAAAUGGCCGACCCAAACAAGAGUAAAGCGCUGUAUUCGUCCGGAGUCGCGUUCUUAGGGUUAGCGUGUUUCGCACUAGCCGCCACGGCCAUUGGGUUGCCGUUAUGGGGUUACUUCGAAAGCCCUCAAUGUAAGUGUUGUCCGGCUCUUUGUAUUUAUAAUGCAAUGUUUGUAUAGGUGAAAAAAGCCCCACGAGUGUUCUGCCCGUGACUAAAAUGUAAACAGGUGUGUCGGAAAAUUGUGUGUGCGCGUUACGUAAUGUUUGAAGUGUGCCCCAGACUUGGAAUAAACGAUAAAACUCAGUGACGGCCAUAAUUAAAGUUCAAGGGGGUGUCAAAAUUAAAUAAAAUUUCAAAAUUCCAAAAAAUUCACACUGAUGUUUAGAUUCUAAUGUAAAUAUUGGUUUUACUGUGAUCUGAUUUUUCUAUCUUCAACUUUUGUGUUAUCUCAGAUCUCGUUCCGAUUUGCAAGUGAUUCGAGUACGAGAUAUUUUAAACAAAAUAAAACGUUUAAUAACGAUUAUAUAAACGUACUUGCUUUCAUUAUUUCACUUGGAAUAAACAAUAAAUUGAAAAAAGCCUCAGCCCAAGGGAGGGACGAUCCGACUAUCGUCCUACCCUCCCUACCCCCAAAAAAACCAUCGCUGAUAAAACUGGAAAAACAAUUUUAGUUAAAAUUGGUUUGUUUUUGUCGUGAUUAUUACAUGAAAUUUAGAUGGUUCCGUUUCUUCCACGUCUGCGGGGAUAAAUGCACUGCAGUGAUAAAGAAAACAUGCAGUUUUUCUGAUAUGCCUGUUUAUUUAUAAUGAGUGUGGGCUCUUCUGCCACAAAACUAUAUUAUAAUCUGCAGGAGAACCACUGCUCGACCUGCACAAGUCCAACGAAAUAUCAUAUUGCAUUUGCUGUAUACAGAAUUUUUUAAGAAUAUAUUUGAUAUAAUUGGUAUAAUUUGUAGCAUAGCAUAACGUUAGAGAUCGUAAAAAAAAAAAAAUAGCUAACGACACACAUAAAAUAAAAAUUCAUAUAAAUAGUUUGUCAUUCGUAUAUUUUAUAAUAAUAGUGCGGCUAUUAAAAUCAUGUCCGCCGAGUCUGUUGCGGUAAACGAUUUAGACUAUUACACUGCAACGACUCUUUAUAUUAUAAUCUUGGCCCUCGACUUUUUUUUCCACAUAAUAUUAUUAUUAUAAAAACCAACGAGAUCAGCGUGUAUCGUCAAAGCCAAUAAAAAUAUUUGUCGACUUUAUAUACACAAUUUUUUUGUACUACAUAACAUAAUACUUCAACAGCAUUAUUCAUCAUCAACGUUAUUACUCAUCGAUCAAUUCAUGCUGUAGGCAGUUAUACCCCCCUAUAGUUCUCUAUAGGUUUUAAUCGAAAUCUAUUUAUUUGAAUAAUGAUGCACAAGACAAAAGUAACGGUAGACGUAUAAUAAUAUAACAGUCUGAAAACUAAAAUAUAGCGGGUAUACUCAAUUUGUAGACAAAUAUUGUUUUAAGCUCGAUAUUGUUUAUUGAUACUUACUAUUAUUUGCUCGUAUACUUAAUGGUCGAGUACUUCAGAGCUGUAAAUAUUGUCGAUUGCUAUAAAUCAUACGCAUAUUUUAAAACCAUACAUUUAAUUCAGUUCGUGUUUUAUUAAUCCAAAUUUAAAAAAAAAAAAAAAAAAAAAAAUCCCUUUAAGUAUACAAUCAAAGCGCUUUUCAUUAGGUAUUAAUAUUUAAAUAAAUUUAAUAAUUAAUCAAAUCUUUCAAAUUAUUUCAAAUACCCAUAGCUGACAAACAAACUGGAAAUAAAUUAUUCUAAAUAGUCAAUCCUUAUUACAUCGGUAGCCGAUUUUCUUUUUUUUUUUUUUUUUUUUUGUAAAAACAUAUAUAUAUAUAACCUUUUUCUGAUAAAAGUUUCGACACACAAAGAAAAUAUGGGGAAUUCACCCUUCCUCACAUACCCCUUCCGCAUCGGUCAUGAGAGUUUGACGUGAAAAAAACUACUCCAAUUUCACAAAUUUUCAAUUGUUACACCAUAAUAAUAUCAAUGCAUAUCAUGCAUAUCAACUCAAGGAUACGAUAUUAUUGUGUAUUAUCUAUAUUGUUAUAUUCUUACCUAUAUUUUGUGCUAUUAUUAUUAUUAUUAUUAUUUUUUUUUUUUAAUCAAAUUAGGUCAAUUAAUUAUAUUCACAACUGUGAGAUUUUUUUUUUUUGUAGGUCUUUCAACAUUAAAUUAAAAAAUGAUAAAGUCCUAAGUUUCACCUGCAUGGUCGUUUUACACAUCAUCAGCGUGGGUCACCGUAUGUUACGAUUAAAACAAUAAAGAAAAUGAUUAAAUUAGUUUAAUCACUUUUUUUUUUUUUUUUAUAAUUAUUAAAUUAUUUAUUUGUUAAUACGAAAUCGUAAUAAUUAACUUAAUUUAUUUAGUAUACAAAUAUUACGUAUCUAUAUUAAAUUAUAUAUUUUUAUUUUAUCAUAAUAAUAUAUAUUAUUAACGAGUAAAUUCUUAAUUAGUAUCGAUUUUAAACACUUUCAUUAUGACAAAAUCAAAUCAUAGAGUAUAUAUAUUUAUAUAUAGAAAUAUAACGUUUAGAACACUAUGGUUGAUUUUUCAGUUAUUCUCUACUUUCAUUUAGGUAUUGGCAUUCGACAUUCGGUUUGUAUAACUAUAACUAUACAAUUUGUUUGAUUACAUCGUUUAGUGUUACUAUUAAACAUACAUCCGAAGGACGAUAUAUUUUAUUUGGCACUACGAAAUCAAUUGUAUAAGGUACAAAUGUUUUACUAGGUUUCUGUGGAAAUAUAAUUAUAGAAUUAUUGUUAUUGCGGCCAUUCAAGUGUUCACAUUUUAUUUAGGUAAGUUUAGAUUAGGGUGCCCAAAUAGGAUAACCUAAAUAAAUAUAAAUCAUAGAUAAUUUUUGACGUAGAUUUAUAUAAGCUAAUAUACUAGUUAUAGAAAUGUAUGCGCCUAAUAAACUCGUCGAUUUUAAUCGCUAUAAUGUAAUUUUCAAUUUUCAACCUUUAAAAUUAAAUCAGUAUAUAAUAUGAUGAUGAUGAUAUACCUGUAAUCUAAACGUAUAUUUACUCAAUCCACAAUGCUAAACGUUUAACUCGCAAUGUUUUUUUUUAAUAAUUUUCGAUUUUAUUCGACAACGUUCUUAUCAGUAUCACCUUGUAUGAAUGAUGUAGGUGUGUUACGUACCUGAUAGUAUUUUAAUUUUAAAUCCACAUUAUCGAUGAUAACACAUCGACGGGAUUCAUCGAAAACCUUGCCCGUUAAACUCGCGAAAAAUAUAUAGAUAUGCUUUUUUAAUUAACUACAUGCAUAAACCAAUUAAUACGUUCAUUUAUAAACUGUAUAAUAUUAUUACUAAGCCCGAUGCAGUGUUUGUACAAUGUAUAGCGCUACUUUAAAUAUUAGAUAUUCUGGAAAAUCGUUUUCCAAUAUUUUCUGAUUGAUGUCCAAUAAUUUGACUCUUCAAUUUUUUCUUCUCUUUAUAUAUUUUUUAUUUCUCGCGUCCGUCGGUGACAUAGCAAAAAUUUGUAUUCAAAUCAUUUUCUCAGAAAUUAUUGUGUCGUAUCGUCAAUAUUCAUAAAUAUAGACAUUAUGCACGUAUAGUGUACAUCGUAAUACAUUUAUCAUAUUUUCCUUGCACGAACAAUAUUUAAUAUUAUUUGCCUAUACAAUGUAAAAUAAUAGAACACACAAUUUUCGGGAUAAAAUUUAUUUUUCAACUAGAGGUUAGGUAUUAAAGACAUUUUUAAGACGAUUUAACAAUUAAUUAUAAAACUAUCGUAUCAACAAAAUAAUAUCGUAGAUCAUUGUUUGGUUUUUCAUGGGUAUUUUGUCGAUUGAGACAUGAAUAUUUACACAAAUACGUUCAAAGUUUAAUUUUUUUUUUUUUGCCGCCUCUAAAUAACGUUAUUAUAAUCAUAAUUUAUUACAAUAUAUAAUGUUAAAGUUAUAGUUCACUAGAUAAGUUACGCUAGAAAUUUUCUCAAUAAAAUUGUAUCCAUUUAUUAUAUGCAAGAUGUGGUAUCCAUUUAAAUGGGUACGUUCAUUAUCUCGGAAAGUAUUAACUAUUUUCGGAAUUUGUUUUAUAGAAAAUUUAAGAAACAAGGUGCUGCACAAUUUUAUAUUUAUGUUAUUUUAUUUUUAUGGUUAAAACCUUUGCCAAUUUCUGUUUUUUUUUUUUAAAUAAUAACCUGUAUAAAAAAUGUCAUUAAUAGAUGGUGUAAUAGUUAAAUUUAAUUUUGGUAUUGAAAUUGUUGAUUUCCGUCAACCCAUUAACGUUUUCAAGAGUAUUUUUGUAGAUUUUAAGUACUAAAUCUAGAUCCCUAAAUAGUUAUAAAACAUUUCGGUAUUCAAGAAUUCAAAAAGUAUGAAUUUUUUUUUGGUCAAUUUAUGAAACAAGCAGCUUAAAAAUUGUUACAUCGCAUUUUCAUCAUUAUUUUUGUGUAUAAAACAGCUGCCCACUUUGGAUUUUCAACCUACAUAAAAAUUCUAUAAAAAUGCAAAGUUUUAUUUCAAAUACAUUUUGAUAUUGAAAAUUUUCAUCGACCUGAUCACCAUUUAUACAUUAUAAGGCGAGCUGUGUGACAUUCUGUAUGCGUAAAUAUCCCCGUAAAAACAUAUUAUCAGGAUUAGUUAUUUUUGUAUUAUUUAACGAAUUCUAUAUGAUCGUGUUUUAACGGUGUAACUUGUGACCUCCCGGCAAUAUCUUUAAAUAAAUAUAUUUACCCAAAAUAAUCGAUUAAUUAUAGAAUAGUGUAUAACACAUUGAUAGAAAGUAAAGAAUAAAAAUCUACUGAAUAAUAAAGAAUCGACACCAUUUAGGUCAAGGAACCUGACAACUUCAGCCGACUUCCUAUAUAGACAGUAAUAUAAAUUAUUCUCGUUAGGUACUUUUAUGAAUAUUAAUUCUAUAAUGACAUCUCGCUGUUUCUUGAAAAAUACCUACCUAUACCUCCCAAAUUAUACAAUUUUAAUCUAGAUGAUUAGUUGGUCUUAAUUUUAAAUGCUGAGCAGAGCGAGGAAACUAUUAGUGAUGCGUGUUUUUUUUUAUUUUUGCAUCGUUAAACAUAUUUUAAAAAUGUUCAAAACGUUUCACGCAACAGGUUGGCAAUAACUUUAAAUAAUGUAAAUGGGAUUUUAAGAUGACCGUUUCUCGAUAUUUUCAAUAAUUUGCAUGAGCGUAAGCGUGAAAAAAAAAAACCAACAAAAUAUUGUGUUCAAUCAAAAUACGUACGGUGAUGAGUCAUUUGGCUCUUGAAAAAUACAUUUCGGUUACCUAUAUUUUAUUAUAUCAACUUCGAUAUCGAACAUGGUUAUACGACUCAGGAUAGUUUUAUACAUUAAAAAAAAAAAAACUCUGCUAUUCAACAACCGAAUAUUAGUGGGCUAUCCAGCGUUAAAAGUAUGAGUACGUCCGUUUUUAAAAUCGGUAUUGUGUAUCUAAUUUUUAUACAUUCCGGAUAAACUUUCUUAUCGGUUUCAAUAAAGAAUAUUUUGAGCAUUUCCAUACGAUACCGAAAAAAUGCCUUCCUUCGAAAAUAGUUACAGUUAACAAAACCAACGUGUUAUUUUAAAUACAAUUCAAAAAUGGUUUUGUUCCUCCGUUUGUACAAUAUACUUAUAAACGCGUUGUAUAUAGUUUCUGGAUAUCUUUUUUUAUCAUUUAUCUAAACAUAUGGAGUUAAUUUACUUAUUGACCUUGUUUUAUGUACCUACCUAUGGAAAAAAAAAAAUAAAUAAAAAAUGUGGGAAAUUUUUAAUGAAGGUACCGGUGUGGUUUUUUAACAUAAUAUUAUAUGCAUAAUGAAUACCGCAGGCAAUAUUUAUGCAAGUCUUCUCGUAUAAAAUAAAUUAUUAAUUAGUUUUAUAUAAUAAUAAUACACGUAUACUGUACUAAAAAAAAAAAGCAUUUUUAUAAAAGUUCAGAAAUUAUUUAAUUAUUCGAACGUUAUUUAUUUAAGUAUAUUUUUUUUUAACAUUUUUUUCUUAUAAUUUUCGACCAUUGUUAAUACGUUUGCAACAAAGAUAAAUAGUAUGAUAAUAUAAUAUGAAAACCGUAUAAAAUAAUUUUUUUUUUUUAUAUAAAAUAACUAUUACAUUUUCUUGGGUAAUUUAUACAUGGUCUUUUCGAAGAAAAUAUAUAAUAUCUAUACUAUACGUAUUAUUGGAAUAUUUCUUUAUAACUUACCUAUAAUAUAUACCAACAAAUACUAACUUUUGUUUUAUCGGUACCCACGUAUGUGCGUAUGUGUGUGUCUGUGUGUGUGUGUGAGUGUAUAUUAUCAUUUGUUUCCUUCGUUUUAUUAUGUUCAACAAUAAAAAUAACACGAAUAGCAAUGGGAUUCGAAUAAAUACCGACUGUUAUUUAUUUACCUCUCCAGAGGAAAUUGGGGACGGGGCUAUUACAGCGUAACGCAUUUCGAUUAGCCGCAGUAGACAACAUUAUGCAGAUAUUAUGUAUCGUAAUAAUGUACAAAUCAAAUAUCGUACGCAUAAUACGCUGCGGCGUAUAAUACAGAUAUAAUGUUGUAGUGCAAUGAUCUUGGUUAAGAAUUUUCGUUCAUUGUUAAAUUGCGCACAUGUGACAGUAUAAGAACGAAGAUACUGUACGAUAUACGUACCUAUACCUACCGAAACGGUGGGGAGUUUAUAGGUUAUUAAAAUAUGUGUGUUGGCCAGGUAAAUGAAAUGUGGCCACGCUAUAAAUUAUUAUUAUAUUGGGGGGAGGGGGGGGGGAGGCCGGUGGAUUUUACUCUUAUAGUAUAGCUCUUAUACACAUUGUCUAAUGUCUGUAUAUAUAAUAUAUAUAUGUAUGUAUAUGCAUCGGGUUGUUGAACUAUCGUGAACCUAGUCGGAUAUAAUAUAUAUUUUAUAAAAACAAAUCAAAUGUGAUAAUAUUGUCGGUUUUUUUUUUUUCUUUCUGUUUUACAUUUCCGAAUUCUUAUUUUCCAACGGCUGUACAGGUAUACCAUUAAAUAAUGUGUUUCGUUAAAACCAACUCGAACGACAAUAAUAUUAUUGUGCUAUAAUAUAUAAUGUACGUACCGAGUUAGGUAUUCCAGAAAACCAGUUUCGCGUAUAAUUUAUAAGACGCGCUGGAUUGGAAUACGUAUUAUAUAUAUAUAUAUACUCGUUAGAGAUAAAACGUUAAGCUGAAUGUUUUGAAAGAAUUUUUUUUUUUUCUUCUUCUUCUUUUUAAUGAUUAUUUUAUAAUGAAACGGGUCAUGUUACUACCUAUGUAGCCGAAAACUAUCGAGAAUUCGGGAAAAGUCACUAUUUCAAACUUUCGAUAUUUUAUUACCAAUCAUAGAAAUGUACAGGAAAAAUACAAUUUCUGUCUCCGAUUACUAUACGAAUAUUAUUUAUAUCAGAGCGGAAUUUAAAAAAAAAAUAUAUUUAUCUUUAUUUUUAUCGAAUAGUAUUGAAAUUAAUCCGUUGCCGAACAGCACAUUGACAAUGUCAUUAUUAUUUAUUACAGGUAUUUUUUUUUAUCAGUUAAAAGCUAAUGGAAUGGCAUUGUAGUAGGAAUUAUUUUUACCGAAAACAUUGUUAUAUUUUAGUUUUUUUUUUUUUAAUUUCUACAAAAAAAAAAAACAAAACCCAUCAUAUUAUUUUCUCGUAAGACAAAACGUUUAAAAUGCAGAUCAGUUUUAUGGUGUUGAAGCUCAGAAAAAACUUUCGAGACAUUUAAAUAAAACAAAAGAUGUAGAUUUUAAUAAAAAAUAUAUUCUUAUAUUAAUAUUAUAAUACACUAUAAUGUUUAUCAUAUUUUUUUUUUAAUUUUUCAAAAGUUGUUUUAGCAAAAUAAUUUAAAAGAGGAACUACGGAUAUUAUUAUUAUUAUUAUUAUUAACUUCAUGUUAUAAUAAUUCCUUGUCGUUGAAAAUUAAAAUCUUAUAUUAUCGUCCAUUGUUUAGUUUUGUGGGAAAUUAAUGCAGCGGUAUCCGUAUUUCUAAAGGAUGCUUUUCAAGUAAAAAAAACAUUUACACUAUUGACCCUAUUAGCACUGCACAUCUCACUCACCUAGGGCCAGGAAAAGGUUUCGUUGAAAUCGUAGUUAAUUAUUUAGUUUAUUUUAGUUAAAAAAUUAAAGACUUAAAUUAUCUUUUUGUCAAAUUUUAUCCGAAAACAGCACUGUAUGCAUUGUAUAUUAUGUCUGGUUUUUCCCGCUACAUUUGGACACUUUAAACGACUUUGUCUGUACUAAAUGAGCUCAAACUGGGGAAUAAAAGUUGUUUUAUAAGUUAUAUAAGAUUCAAGUGAUAUACUCAUAAUUUUGGUUAAAUAUCAGUAUGAAUUUAAUCAUGCUAUUGGGGGAGGGUUUUUUAGCUUUGUAAUCCUCUACAAAUAAAUUCUCCUAAAUAAACCUAAGGGAAGCGACAUUUUAUAUAUGUAUAGUGUAAGUAUCAAGGAUGUGUCUAUUGAGUAGGUUUUAACUUUCAACCCCCUCUGCGAAAAUUUGUUUACUCAAAUUUCAUAUUUUCACAGGAAAUAACGGAUUUUUAAUACCCCUGCCCCGUGGUUAUAUAAUAAUAAGUAAUUACUAUCACUAUUUCACAUCAAUUAUAGAAAAAAAAUUAAAAUAUAAUUUAGCUGGAAAGGUAUUCGAACACUAUGACCCAAAGGUACUAACGUCUAACACCCCUAUAAUAUUCCACUAACGUGUAACGGAGGACCCGGUUUUUUUUUUUUUUUUACAAACAAUCGCUCUUCGGAUAUAAAAACCAAUGAAUGAUUUAGAAUUGUAGCGCUCAGUGUAAUGAUCUUAAGUAUAAAACCACCAAAAUAUCAUUUCAAGUUAUAAUGAGUGGUAAAAAAAAAAAUAUUGAGCGUAAUAUGUAAUCGAUUUUUUUACUAUUGUUUUGAGAUCAAAUUUUGAUGAAAACCGUAAAUAUUACGAGAUUUCAAAAUAUAACUAAACUUCGCUCAAAAUCUUGUUUCGUUAACAAUGAUUUAUUAUUCCUUACAUAUAUGAAUUAAAUAAUUUUAUGUAUCCUACCACCCCGAAAUCCCAACUUUCACAAAAUAUUUACACAUUAUUUUCGUCUAACCGAUUAAGGUCGCUCCACACAAUGCAUGUUUCGCGUUUCGUGUUCUCACGUUUUUGUUUAAUUUCGCGAAUAGUGUGUAUAGCUUUUUCACGGAAAAUUGUUUGUGAAAACUGUUUCACAGUGUUUCGCGAACGAGGCGGUAAAAUUGGCGAAAUCAAAGGACACGAAAAAAUUAUUUCGUGAAAAAGCACUAUGCAUGUUUCGUGAAACUCGAAACAUGCAUACAUAGUGUGUAUACCUUUUCUACGAAACCCUACGAAACAGUAAACACUACACAACGCAAAACAUACAUAGUGUGGAGCGACCUUUACAAAACGCGUGGGCCACGCGUAGAUCAAAGUUGAUAUGUCAAGACCAUUUUGUUUUAAAUUUGUGUUUAAAUUAUAAUUACAGUAAACAACUAAAAUAAUCAAACUAUACUCUAAACAAAACGAUUAAAAUCGUGUACAAAAAUCAGUUGAUUUAAACUGAAGAAAAUAUGUCUGCAUAAAAAUUUAAUUUCAUCGUGAAUUAGAUAAAUUAAUUAAUUACUAGUUUAUAAACAAAUAUUUUUUUCGUUAGAAUAUUUUUAAUUUAUUUGUUGGAUUUAAUUUUUUUAGAUAGAUCCACUUAAUACCUACCAAAUAAUUUGAAAAUAAAAUCAAGUAUAGACUAAUGAUAUAAUAAAGUUUAAUAUAUGUAUUCUGUGAAAAUUUCAGCUCUCUACGAUAAUUUUUAACCGAAUUACAACAAAAAACCGAAAUCGAAAAUAACGAAUCCAUUGACGCCGAAAACUUCCUGUAUUUACUUAGUUUUUUUUCGAUUUUUCCCGAUUAUUAUGAAAAAUAGGUAUAUCAAAUCACUGCUAACUAACUAGAUCAAAAAUCCAACAAGAUUUCUUGUAGAAACCAUGCAUCGUAAAAAUUUAAAAAAAAAGUUAUAAUCAGAUAGAAAACAAAAGAUUUCCCAUAUAUGUAGUAAAUACUUAAAUAGAAUAAUUAUAGUUGAUCGAUUUAACGCUAAAACCUGUAUGUCGGUGGACACACCGACUCUCAUACAUGUUCACAGAGGUAAAUCACGUCGAGAGUAGUUAAUACUCCGAUGGGUGACCGUCGAACGGGAACCGCGCCCUUUAUUUUCCUUCACAUGUAGUUUAACAUUUUUUUAUUCUAUUACAAUUGGAUCGAAUUUAACUCUCUUCAAUUAUUUCAAUUAAUUUGUUUUCAUAUUUUACUAUUUUACCGAAAAAUACACAGGCGUUUUUCGAGACAAUUCUAUUUAAUCGAAUUACAACAAAAAAUAAAUCUACUAUACAUUACGCUGAACAUUUUUAUUUUUUGAAAAUAUUUCCACGUCUAGACAAUCCUAAUUCUAUGCUUAAAUAAUAAAAGUAAUACGUAUUACUUAUUAGUUAUUACUAAUAAGUGAACAUUUUGUGAAAAUUUCAAGUCUACGAAUUUUUUUUAAUCGAAAAACAAUGAUAAAUAAAACAAAAUUGAAAAAAACGAAACCAUUAUUAAAAUUUUCCCGUUUUGUCUACGGUUUUUUCCCCGCUACUGCAGAACUAUAGAGAAAACUAUUCGGUAAAAAAAAAUUGACUUACUCACUCAUCAACUAAAUCCGAAAUGCAAUAAAAAUUUGUUUACAGACACACGAAAAAAAAAACACACACACAUAUUAUAGUAAAAACUAACACAUUCAUCGGUACGCUCAGAGUCUAAAAACUGAAAUAUUAUAACGGUGACAAUUCGACUAGGGGAAAAUUAGAUUCUACUGACGGAGCUGUGCUGUUCGCGAGCGUUUUCUUUUUUCUAUUUCUACAUAUUAAUUUAAAACUUUAGUGUUUGCAAAUGGGAAAAAAAAACCGACCAUAUAAUAUUAUAAAACGGGUAUAUCGUGUCGACCCGCCUACACUAUGAGUAAAGUAUAUAAUAUAAACUACUAAAUAACCGCUUUUCCGCGUGGAAAAUUACCAAUUUAAUGUAUCGACGACAAUAUAUUUGUUCGGUUAACAUAAUAUUGACUUUCUGUCCACGGAAACCCGUUAUUAUGAUGUAUUUUUUCGCCUUUGACCGAUACGAUGAGUUUGACGACACUAUGAAAUCGUUCGUCGUUAUCGCCAUCGUUGGUCUCAGCCUCUAUUUCAUGCCUCGUUUCGGCGACUGCAGUAUUACAAUAUUAUAUUAUUAUAACAAUGACCGUCAUGAAUAACAUCAUAAUACGAAAUCAUAAUGAUAAUAAUAAUUAUUCGAAGGCGAUAUUGUUCUGUUAUCUAACAUCUACGUCACGAUGAUGUUCGUAUGGGAUCUUGUAUCUUCGUAUUGGUCAUGUGAUUUUAUCUGAUAACACCGAAUUCUAUACAAUAUUACGUACCUAUAGACUAUUGGCAUGAGGUCUAUGACAUUCACGUGCCUAUACACCUAUACAGCUACCUCUGUUUAAUAGUAAUGAAAAAUGAGUGGUAUAACAUAUAUAUAUAUAGUUUAUACUAUAGAUACAAAAUAAUAGGUCUCGUGAUGCAUUGAUUUAUAUUGAUAGUAUUACCGACAAUGCAGUUCCGGAACGUCGAAAAACCGUACACAAAUUAUUCACCUACGUGCCAUUGUGUUGCAGUUUAAAUAAUAUUAUAAUUAUUUUAGUCGUUUUGCAUUACCUAUUUAUACUUUGCAUGGGUGCCUGUAUACCGUGUAAAUAAUAUGCAUAGGUAAUAUUUCACGAACCGUUCCGUCCGUAUGCGUUUCUAUACAGGUGUUGUAUUUUUUUUUUUUGUUCAAUCAUUAUUAUAGCUUCAUUUUAACACUGCAGACUUCAAAUCAUAAUCCCUGUUCGGUAGGUAUCCAUUAAAUGAGUACCUAUUAAAUUUUGAUUUUUAAAUAACCAUUUAAAAAUUUAGAGCAGUAGAUCCAUUUUUAGACGACAACCCUUACUUACAUCUUCUGUUUAAAUUUAAGACUUUGGUAACGCAUAAAUGGUAAAUUUAAUAUUAGCGUUAAAUAUUAAUGUCAUGCAUUUAACAUAAGAUUUUUAGAAAACUAUGUACUUUUUUAAUCUAGUUAUAAAAAAGGGGCUGAUGGCUAUUUGAAAAUCAAAAGUUGAUACGUGUUUAUGGUGUUUGUAAAAUAAGAGAAUAAUUUUGAACAUAUUAGAUUCUGAGAGCAAAGGGUCAUGUACCUAUUCGUUUUAAUAUGAUGUAUGUUUUCUUCUAUCUGUAAACAACUUUCUACAAGAAAUAUUGCCCCGAUUAUGAAGAGUAACAUUUUUUUCUAAAAGCCAAUUGUGUACUUUUGGUGAAUUUAAAAAGUCAUAUUAUUAUUCCUGCGGUUUCUUAAUAAUUGAGAAAACCUGGAAAAGUUUACGACAGUUGCGAUUUUAUUUUUGUUUUUGUUGUAAUUCGAUUAAAGUAGUCGUAGAAACCUCGAACUUUCACAGAAUACUAAUGUCAGUAUAUUUUAGCCAUGCACACAUUUUUAAAACAUUAUGUUUAUUUAUGAGCAUAUUCAUAGGCAUUUGACGUAAUUUUUAUCGGAAAAAUCAUCGCAUUUUAAAACACGUUCCCAAUUAACAAAUGAUUUACCGUUGCUUACGGAUAUAUACUAUGCAACUAUACGAACCCUUUACCAGAUUUACCUGACGUUUGUAGAUACAUAUUAGUUUAAACGGUUCUGUAUUAUAAUGACUGAAAAGAAACCGCGACAAUACCAAUUUCACUCAAAAUGUUCGCAUAGAUAAUCGACUGAUGGGGACGGGGAAAAAAUCACCCUGUAUAGCUGAGACACUUUGAAUUAUUAUUAAUGUACAAAGAAUUUGAUGCCGAUAUCGUCAUGUAGCCGCGCGUGACUCAUAUUUUUAAAGACAUCAUCAUCAUAAUAAUAAUCGAUGUCGGUCGAUUUUUCUACACUAAACGACCGUUUUUCGAACGAACCGAUGAUGAUAAUAAUUAUAUGGGUAGCAGUUAAUAUUAAUUUCCGACGAGAAUAUUUCUAAGGGCUACAUACCCGGAUAUGAUAUAUGAUUAUUAUUAUUAUUAUUAUUACGGUAAACGCCGUACGCGACAAGAGAGUAAAGGUAUUAAAACGUUAUAUUAUCUCGUAAGUACUCGAGUCUGAAACCCACGCGGAUAUUGUCGUUCACAUUCCGAAUAUUAUUAAUUAAAUCUAUACGGUGACGACAAAGGGCCUCCUGGGGAUAUGAGUAUCAAUUUCAUCUAUUCGCGUAAUAUAUUACUAUAUAUGCUCACACUCGAAUUAUGAGUACUCUGACGGAAUAUUUCGAUUGAAUUCGAAACCUUACUACGAGUAUAAUAUUAAUGUAGUACUUACGUCUUUUCGUUUUUUUUUUAUGUAUACAGAAUUUUGAUUUAGGAUUUAGAGUAUUGGCGCCGUAUAUUAAUCGUGAGUAUAGGUAUAUCGAAUGCCACUCGAAUCGUACCGAUAAUAUUUAAAUGUUAUUCGAAACGUCGGAACGUAUAUAAGAUUAUUAUAUUUUUGAUCUCGUCUGCGGAAUCGUCGUCGAUUUAUUUUGAACGCGAGACGAUGAUAUUAACGAGAUACGUGUAAUUAUUUUUAAAUUGUGGUAUUUCACAUACCUACUCAUAUCUCGCUUUAAUAAUUAAACGAACGGCACAAAAUUUGUCUUACUGAACGCCAGAUUUUCUACGCCAUACUCUUUUGUAAAACAGAGAUAGUAAACGCGGGUGUUGCGUCCUCUAAAUAUUGCAUAACAUGAUAGCUUUUGAAGUGAAAAUCCGAAUAAUCGAACAGUGACGUUAAAUAAUAUACUUUACGGCUACGGCCUACUUCUUUCCAGUAAAAAUAUUCCGUGAAACUUCUUACUUAUUUAUCAUAUUCUACCAACACACUUUGAUGUUUAUAGUAUAAUUUUUUUUUGGAAAACUUUUUUUUUUCGAAAAACACAUUCUAACGUAGUGAAAAAUGUUCGUAAACUGUGCAGGGACCGAAAGUCGAUCGUUUAUUGAAAUACGGCACUGCAAAUUACGAUCGAAUAUGUGUACACCUUCUUUGGACGGGUAAAAUUCCCAGGAUUCAUAGUAUAAUAUUGUAAUGAUACAAUUCAAAUGGCAUACGAUAAUACAGUUACGUAAGGAUGUUUUUGAUGAUUUUUUUUUCAUAUUUUUUUUUUUUUUUAACGCCUUAUUCAAUAAUGAAAGUUAUUGUUUCAUUUGAAAAUAUAUCUCGAAGACCACAUGGUAUCACGUGAUUGAUUUAAUAACACGAUAUUAUAUCAUUAUGUGUUAUAUAUUAUAUUAUGAUGUUGCAGACAUUUAAUCGCAUCGUCCUUGGCCGCGCGUGUGUCGUGAGAAAAACCCUUUUGUACCCGGCUGAGUCUUUUGUAUUUAGGACUUGAAUCGCAGAAUAAUAUACACAUGACGAAUUUAUAUAUAUUCGCCUCUAUAGAAUUUCGAUGUGCGUUUCGACAAAGAUAAUAAUACGGUUUUUGCUCUCAACAAUAUUCUUUCAAAUUAAUAUUACGGUUUGAUUAGUAUUGCUGGCGAUCAUGACUACAAUAUAUAUUACUACCUGUAUAUAUUAUACACAUAGGUAUACCUACCGAAUAAUGGAAAUUCUUCGCCGAACAACCGCCCCGGGAGGGACAGCGACGAUAAGUUAAAUAAAAAUCGCCAAACAUACAACAUAAUAAUUAUAACAGAUUCUCCAUUUUUUUUUUUUCCUAAGUAUAAAGACUUAUUUACCGUCUGCCCGCCAUCUGGCAACACUUGGCUAUGCUUACACUUGACGGGUAUUAUUUCUCCUCUAAAUGUGUGUAUAUAUAUUUUUUAUUUUUUCAAUAAAAUAAUACGAGUACGAAGUAUGUGAGGACAGUGAUUAAAGUGAGGAAAACUUCGAAAGAGGAUGUAUAUUUAUUACAAAUUUAGGAACGUUCUAGAGAAACAAUUAAUCCCAAGCAACCAAACUUUCAGAAAACCCAUUAUACAGACAUAAGACUUUCAAAACGUAUUUCACCCACACUCAUAUUUUGUUCAUAAAACUGUUAUGCUAAUAUAGGGUUUAAAAAUAAACCGUACACCCUCCACCCAAAAAAAAAUAAAAUAUUAUCUAACUUAUAAUAUGUCCGUUUAUUAAAAAUAAAUUAAAACAGAGUCGGAUUAUGUAUAGAAUCCAGUAAGUAUUAAAGAAUUUGUUUUCAAUAAAACUAAUUCGAGUUUUUAGCAUUUCAUUAAAAGUAUCUCAAUUUACCUUAAAUAAAAGGGGAAACUCCACCCACAAUAUAUCGAUUUAACAAAAUAUUGUUCGCGAAUCCGUUUAGUACAAUAAUUUCCAAUUGAAUUAUUACAUAAAGCAUCGAAUGCAUAAAUAACUAGGUAUUAGCGUGUUUUUUAACUCUGUUUCUUAACUCUUUAUUCACUCUACGUCAAAAUCUUAAACGUAAACACUUUGAAUGGCAAAAUCGUGAAUGACAAAAUCUUGAACAGUAAAAUCUUGAAUAAAUAAUUCCAGCAAAAUCUUGAACGGUAAACUCUUGAAACAACAAUAUCGGGGAUCUAAUAGGUAUCUAGUAGAUCAUCUUUUAAGGGAUAAAAAUUAACCGGUUCAAGAUUUCGCCAUUCGAGAUUUUGCCGGCUCAAAGUUUUGCUGUUCGAGAUUAUUUCGUUCAAGAUUUUGACGGCCCCCCAACCUGUAUACAAGUAUUAUACGGAUUUUCUGAGUCGCGUUGAUUAUCAUAAUUCAAUAGCUCGUAACUCUUGCAUAUACAUUUGAAACAAUCUGUAAUAUCGGUUGUUAUUAUACUCGUAAAUGGUAACGUGAGCGGUAACUUUUACAAUAUGCGUAUAAUAGUAUUAUAACGAAAUACUCGCGUUUAAUAUUAUGGUUGCAGUAACGUAGUCUUACGGUCGUGAUCAAACAAUCAAAAUUAUCAAUUCUACUGCACACGAUGGGAACGAGAAUGACAGGUACCUACUUACCUAGGCAGGUAUACACGUAUAACGUAUUAUAUUCGUAGAGAAAAUUAUGUGAACCGCAAUAAUAGACGUUUUAUAUAAAGGGAGACGGCAAAAAAUUAACAUUUCGUUCGUGUUAUACAUUUUUCUUAGACAAUCUCAAGUCGUGGCUGUUACUACGGGUCGAUAUAAACACGGGAAGAAUAUUCACAUUAACCAUCGCAGUACCUGACUACGUUUUAUUCUUGUAUACAUAUAGGUAGUUAAACAAAACAAAUUAGGUACCGACACGAUUAUCAACACUAUUAGCAUAUAGUUAAAUAAAUACGAGUACACAAAGCGUAUCGGGUUUAAAAUCAAUAACUUCGAUGCGAGCGUUCGUGUGUUCGUUCGACUAACGUGUGCGUAUCGCACACGUCAAUAAAAAUAUAAAUGCACGAUUCCUUCGCAUUUUACAAAAAUACGCAUCUACAUCCACCUAUCCAUCUCCAUUCGUUAAUUUACUGCACGAGUCCUCGUACCCGUGCUUGCCUUAUAAUAGUAGUUAGUUUUUCUUCGGUCUAUCAUGCACUUUUCUAGUUUCCAUCCCGGCUUAAAUUGUGUUUCCUAUGGAAGUUUUGAGAGACACGAAUACCAUAUGUAUAUGGUGUAUACUAUGCAUGCACUAAGUAAAUUUUGUAUAUAAGGCUACAAAAUUAUUUUGGGCGACAUCGAAGCCACUGUGAUUUUUCCGAAUCCGAUUUCAUUUGCAGUGUGUCUCCUUCGAAUAAAUUUCUCUUGGCCAUAUUAUUAUUACCUGCGAACAAAUUCUAGACUAUGCAUAUAAGUCUUCAACUUAAAAUAUCACCGUCAGCGUCUCGUCAUGGUUUUAUGGUUAGGUUAGAACCAUAACCCGUUGUUAUCGACCACACCGUCGUGUGCAAUAGCUGGUACGACGCGGCCACCGCAACGUUUUGUCUUCUGAACAGUCGUAACCUCGUUUCAAAAGUUUAACGGUUCGGUCACGCGAUUCACACUAUACUACACACACAAAGAUACGCAUAAUAUUACAAUAUUAUUAUAAACGAAUGCUUUUGAGCAUUGUUCCUUAACGAACCUCAUGCGAGUGUUUCAAUUUACGCGUAGCUAUGUGCUUAAGUUUUUAUUAAAAUAAUCGUUAUUUUUAUUUUUUUUUUUUUUUUGAAACUGUCGUCGUCGUUUCUAUUUUAACACGUUUUUGACCCACAGCCCAAUACUAUUAAGUAGUGUGCGGCCACACGCAUAAACCAUAUUUGAAAAAAAAGUUUCCUCGCCAAGUUGCAAAACUUAAAAAAUGUACCUAUAUAAUAUAAUUUAUAUAAUUUUUUCAUUUGUAUACAUUGCUUUUUUUAGCAUACCAAAAAUGAAUAAUCAAUAAAAAAAAAAAUUUAAUUUUCUAAAAUCCAAGAGAUGUGCAUGACACCAUGAUUCGUGUAGAAAUUUAAACUUACAAAAUCGGGGAUUCGGCAAUUUUAAUAAGGAAUCCGAAGUUCCUGAACUAAAUCUAAGUCUGAUGGAAAUGUUAGCGGCACCUAAAGAAUUAAUCCGCUGAAAAAAUGGCUAUAUGCUGUGCUCAAAUUGGAGGGGAGGAAGAUAUGUGUUUCAUUCUAAUUUCCGACCAAAAUAGUUCUUUAUUUAAUAUCUGGAAUAAAGCGUACAUGGUACGUAGAAUUUUAAUGCUUUUAUACGAUACGAUCUAUUUGUUCCUCAUUCCUUUUUGGCGCUAGUGUCUUACACCGGAAAAUACGAUAAUCCGUAAUACCGUUCCUGCACCUAUGUAGAUAAAGUACGGUUAAAACGUUCGUUUUGGAUAAAUUGGUCAUCGAUUUUUUUUUUUUUUUUCCGUCAGAUUUCGGUAGAUCGAAAUGUCCUUAUUGUAUUUAUCGUCACUCCAAUGUUCAAUCGUUAAUCGUAUUCGCACGUACAAAAUAAAAAAUAAACUAUACUUGAAAAUAUGCGCAUUAUUCUCGGGCGUAAGACGAAAUGUACGUGUGCGCGUGAUACCUGGUUAUCAAUACUUAUCUGUUGCCAACUCGACGGUAUUAUAGUAUUAUUACGAGUUAUUAAAAGAAAUAUUAUUUUGGGAAUUGAGUAGGAUUAAGUGGGUUUUAUAUUCACUGUUGGGCCAUGACAUUUGGGUAAAUCUGUAUAGGCUAGUUAUCGCGAGCCGACAACGAACGGGUAGAAACAAAUAAAAAUAAUUGAGAAAAUGAUCAAACCGUUUAGGUUUCUUCGACUGCUGUGUAAUACGCUCAAGUGCAUAUUAUAUAUGAGUACCUACUAUAAUGGCGGUAUACAAUUUUUAUUGUAAUUUUUCAUAUCACGGUAUGAAAUUUAAUCCACGUCAUUUUUUUUUUUUUUUUUAUCGACUCGCAUUUCAGAAUUUACACUACAUAGUCGACUUAAAUCCAAGGAAAAAUACGCGUGUAUUAUAUAUUUUGCUUCGAAUAAUAAUGUUCGUAAUUGUUUAAAAUUUAAAAAAUUAUAUUUCUACACACACAUAUUUUGACCAGUACAUAACCCAUUUCUUUUUCUGUUAUCUAUUUAGUAUUUUUUUUAUCCGCCGAAUGUAAAUAUUUAGUAUAAACAUCGUACUAAAUUAUUUUGUUCAAAAUAAAAAAUAGUCAAGUGUACACUAACUUGUAGUUUAUCACUUCAUUCAAAUUACAAAACAUUUAUUAUUAUUAUUAUUUAUUUUUUUUAAUUAUUCGAUUUACUAUAAUAUUAUGACGACGACGUUCAUACGAACUAGCAAUCACCGCAAUUACAGCAAAUUCGUAUGGCUGACAUUAAAACAUUUGUUUCCAAUAAUGCCAAAUCAUGUCAUUGUACUAUUUAUAACGGGUUAAAGGUACCGUCAGAGGAAGUGCGUCAAUAAUUUAUCGAUCAAACCGCUUGGAAAUAUAACUUGCACAGAAUUUCAGAAUAGAAGCAUAUUAUAUAGAACUUUUAUACUUGUAUAAUAGUACUACAGUCGUGUCUAAAAUUCUGCAUACUAUAUUUCACCGAAAAUUAAUUCAGAAAUAUUUCAUUUAGCGAUUUUAAUAGUUUUAUUUUUUUAUUUUUAAACUGCCACGUAGUUAGUUUGCCCUUGGAUUUCAAUAUAUUACGCUCGUAUCCACGUCUUAUUAAUUAGAAAUGUAUCGUAAUAUGAACACCGAGUACUGAAUUUAAAAUGCAUACAUGACAAUUGGCAAUACGAGUGCUAUUACCUAUUAGACGUUUAAUAUUCAUUUCAACCAGACUAAACUCGCAGUGACGCAGUACCCGUCAAGUGGGAAUAAAAAUAAAAAAUGGCUCAAAAGUAAUGAUGUAACAUACAAUUCAAGAUUAGAGUUUGUUAAUAUUUUAUUUUCAGUAUUGUCCAAAAAAAAAUACACCCGUUAACAGCACAACUUUGUCUCUAGAGCAGAAUUUUUUCUCACCUAUUUUUUAUUUUAGAAAUAUUCUUUAAAAAACAAUAAAUAACUGGUUACUAUACAUAGGUAAAAACUGUACCUUGUAUGGUUGAACCAUUAUAUGCAUAGAUGCAUGUUACAAACUAUCGAAUGUUUUAACAAUAUAACUCACACCGAAUUAUGAAAAGAACACAAAUUGUACGUUAUUAACUCUAAACGACAGUUUUUUGAACAAAAACAUUCACAAUUAGAUAUUAGAUAAUACACUGUACUUUUUUUUACAUGGCAUAAGUUGUUUUUUUUUUCAAUUCUUUUCUAUAGAUACCAAACUAUUAUUGUUUGUCGGUAGAACUAUAAGACAGAAAUAUUAGUGGUUUCAGUCAUUUUACCUAUGGAUUAAAUAAAAAUAUGUCGUAUUAUAUUUUAACAUAUAAAGUGAAGUGACGAAUUAAUGCCUUCUGUUGGUUAAUGGGCAUACCACGACCCGGACCCCGAUCAAUUUGGUAUUCAUCGAAAAUUGAAAUAUCUCGACUAAUAUAUAAUAUAUAUAUAAUUAUAUAUGACUAUACUUCGUAUUUUUGCAAUAAAAAAAAUAUGAUAAACCGGCCCCAUUCAAUUCGCGUAAUCAACGAAUAUUCGGAAAUUUAAACGUUAACGUACUUGAUAACUGAUAAAAACUACCUACCUAAUUAUUUCAGUUCAAUAUAUUGACUCACAGGUUUGUCUGGGCUAUGAUAAUCUAUUAAUCCUAAGCAGUGGUGGAAUAUUUUUUUACACAGAGGCGGGAAGUGUAUUUCUAUCUAGGGUAGACGCUAGAUCUAUCCUUCAAUUAUAGCGUCGACCAGCCAGUAGCGUAUUUAGGAUUUUUUCAGUCGAAAACAUAUUUUAAUUUUUAAUAUCAUGAUAACGUGGUAACAACUGUGUAUUUCGAUUACUGCAGUACCUUAAAAGUAUGAUUAUUAUAUUUUAUUCGCUAGUAUCCGUCGUUUAUAUUACUUUUAACUAAUGAGACAUGAUAAUUUUACCACCAUAACUGUGCAUUUUACACUAUCAUCAUAAAUUAUAAAAAUACAGUUUUUUUGAUAAUUUAAAAUUAUCAAUUAAUAAUUGAUAAUUAUACAUUAGGUAUAAUGAAUAUUAUAAUUCAAUAAGAUAUACAUGAAAAAAGUCAUGGGAACGGAUCUAUCCCAAUGAUUCGCUCCCAUAAAUACGUCACUGUAACCAUUAAAAAUUCCUUAAAAAAUGCUCUGAAAUAUUUAAAUAUGUAUAAUAUGUGUGAUAACGCGAUCGCGUCAUAUAGCACCUUGAUAAGUAAUAUUUAUAAUAUUAUUGUUUUUAUUAUACGAGUGAAAAUUUUUUACAGACUUAUCGUAUUGAUAAAUAUUUCAAAAAACAGAAAUACAUUAAUAGUUUAGCAAUGAUUAAUAAUAUCAUAAUAGUAUAUUAUGUGACGAUAUGACGUUUUUUAUUGUUAUGAUAACAUCACGCGUGAAAUAAAUGUUCGAUACCGAAUGUGCGUUGUAAAAGAAUUUUGAAAACCAUAUUAUGCAGCCUCUCGUUCUUAAUAAAAUUAACGAGUGUUAUUGCUAAAACAAUAUUUAGUGCAUUUCUAUAUAUAUAUUUUUUCCAGAUUCUGCAGUGUAGCGAAAUUACAGUUUUAUAUAUUUUUUCUCAUAUGAAAAAUACUUUUUCGGAAGGGAAAAAUACUCUGAUUUUUUCAUGCCAUGUCUUAAAAUAUUCGAAUUUUUCGCUUGAUAGUACUUUAUUUAAAUAAUUUGUCAAAAUUCCUACUACUGUUUCCAAAAAAUUGCUUUUUAUAUAUUAACCUUUGGUUAGGCUUUUGCUGCAAAUCAGGGUUACUUCCCGACAACAUGGAUGGCGUAUCCGUGAGAAUUAUAAACUUUUAAAUUUUUUAUUGUUUUUGACGGUCGAAUUGAAAAAUUAUCGGUCGGAUUUAUAAUACUUUCAAAUUGUUAUCUUUUAUUUGAAGUUUUAUCUAUGUAAAUCUAUCUAUGUUCUUAUAUUUCAUCAUUAUUCGGCGGCAGCCAGUGAACACGACCGAAAGAAUAAACCACGUACAAAAAAAAAAAUUAACCACUGCCCGGAUAGAGGUUAUAGGUAUUAGGUCUCGGUCGUCGAAGGACAAAUCACACGACUCUUCCCAGGAAAUAACGAUGAGUCGUGAACCAAGAUAACUAUAUGGAAUAUCAUUGCUCUGCUCGUGAUCGGUUGUAGGCCAAGUGCAGUGUCAAAAAACCGUUGUAAACCAAAAAAUAAAACCGGGCAUACUUCGAACUAAGAUUAGUAGCCAAUAGGUAUAUUUAUAUAGGGUAAUUUAAUUUAUAUAAUGAUAGCAACUAUAAACCGUUGUAUUCAAAAAAAAACAAUUCUAAGCAGUAUAAGUAGUUUUUCUCCUAUUAAAAUAAGCCAAAGUAAUCCGGAAAUCAAUGAAAAUAAAACCGAUGUACCUGCAUGUAUCGACAUUUGUUGUCAGUAUUUUAAAAAUUGUACAGAAAAACUGCUGAAAAUCUUAACAUUAGGUUACGAAUAAAUAUUAACGCCGGGCGAAAACUCGGCAUUUUUUUAAAUUCGACACUAAUAAUUUGGAACGUUUUUGUUGAUCAAAAAAAUCUUUCUCUGAAGAAAAUCCAAAAAAAAAGACCACCGAGCGAAAAAUCUGCAUCUCUUAAAAGAUGUGGGCCCUAAUUAAAGUAUGUCGUAAAAGAAAAUCUGAGCAUUUUAUUAAUCAAAAAAAAACCUAUCUUAGUAAAACUAUAAUAGCUUCGUUAUACGGCUAUGAAGUAAUAACAAAUAUCGUAUAUUCCGGGGCCAACAUUGGGUUGCGCUUAAAUGUGCAAAGGUCAGUUCAUACAACCGACGCCGCAUCUCUUAACGAAAUGUUCGUAUCGUCGAACGGCGAACGAGUACUUUAUUAAUUUUAAUAUGUUCUUGACGCGAUUUUACCAUUAAGGUCUAAGGACAUAACAAAAAAAAAACAACUUUAACACUGUCGAAAACAUUAGACCCUUAUUGAUAUUACGCGCACGCGGGAAACCACUCUGGGCGUCGCCAGACGUUUUUUUUUUUUUACAUAAAAACUAUAUGUAUAUUUGUAUUCAAACUUUCCUCAUAUUUAACCGUUUACUAAUAUUAUAUUAAGACUAAUAAACAAAAAUAAUAUAUAAAUAAAUCACGAUACGUGAAGUAAAAUACGAAUCGCAAAGUUUUAUGUAAUUAUAAUAAUAUGAUAUAUUUCUGUGGCUCUUUAAACAAUUUUCCUUUCGGCCGCGAAUUACUCGUGUAUAAUAAUUAUUUUUAUUAAAGUGAUUUCGUAAUUUUUUUUUUUUUAGAAAAAUAUUCUAUUUGCGAAUUUAAGCGUACUCGUGGAAUUAAAAUAAAAUAUAUUUAUAUAUCCUUUUAUAAUAAUUUCAGGAUAAUGUUUAUAAUAUCGCAUUUUAACAGAGGCGUGUUAUACUAUACUAAUAAUUAAUAUUGAUGACGGUCUUCCAAAUGUUCUACGACUUUUAAAUUUGAACACUUUAAAUUUUUUUAUACAUUUUAAUGGCUACCUGAAUGAUGAAACAUUUCCUACUAAUCUACUGUGCGAUACCCGUUUAAGGGAAAUGGUGGUAAGCCUGAUUAAUAUGGCAUUUUAGACCAAAAGCCAAACAAAACUGGGUUGGGUUUUGAACCCAAAACGAAAUUCGAUUUUGAAAACGUACUAUGAUCCUUCGUGUUUUUUAUUAGGCUACGUUGGAAUUAUUUUUGUAGAUAUUAAUUAUCUUUAUCACAAGUGAAACCAUUGCAUUUAUAAAAGUAAAUUAAAAAAUAUAAUCAAAUUGCUUUAUUGCAAUUUUCAGUAAAAUUACAUUUCUAUUACCAACAUCUAUAUGUUAAAAAACUUAAAAAAUCAUAAUCUCAAUUCAUAAAUUUCAUAGAAAUCAUAAUUUCAAAAUUGAAAUCCGUUAAAUACAAUUAUUACGGUUUUGUUCGGCUUUCAUGUGUAAAUAGACUAAAAUAUACACAGUCACUAAUUCUUCUAAUGCAAUUAUUAUAUCCGCCUUUUUGUUCAAAUCUAACUGAAUUUGACAUAGUACCUACAAAAAUAUAGUUUUUUUUUUUAAAGAAUUAUAAAUACAUAUUUAAGUAAAUAAAACGCUCAACUAAUUAGACGCUUACUAUAGUAAUUUAAAUAUCAAACAAAUUUUAAUCGACUAGCUGUACAGUAUAAAAUAAUGGUGCUGAAUGAUAUAUAAAAAUAAAACUAUAGACGCAAUUGCUAAAAAUACUUCACGCGUUACGUACAAAUGUACAAAAAAUCACUUUCUGGCGUGAGUAUUCUGCGCGUUUUUGUAAUUUAUUUAUUUUUUUUUUUUUUUGUGUUAAUUCUGUCCAAUCCGUAAAUUUCAAUAUUCUGGAACACAUAAUAUUUUACUAUACAAUUUUUUUAAUAAAAUCUCGACUAUCUACUAAUACAUAAUUGAACAUUUUCGCUCUCUUAAACCGUAAUGCAAAAUACAUGACGAUCGUAUAAUAUUUUUUUUAUAAUCUAACCACACCACAGUUUAUGGAAAUGUAUACGGAAUUCGUGAUAAUAUACCUGGCAUACUGAAUAUCACGUUGCUCGCAUUUCAGCGGAAUAUAUAUUCCCAGUGUACAUCAUAUAAUGUUCUCCAUUUACUGACAGAAAAAAAAAAACUUGUUAUUUUAAAUACAAUGUUAUACAGAUAUAACCAUCAUAAUAUUUAUUACGGUAAUUAAGGUAAUUGCGAGAAAAACCACGAGGGGGAACACAUUUAUUGUGCGAAAUAUUUUUAAUAAUAUGGAAAUUAACAAUACUCAAGUUUUAAAUUUUGAGCUGAGCUAGGAAUUUAUUGGGUUUACUAUAUUGGGCAUCCUAUGAUGUAUGCUUUAUUCUCUCCGUCUGUGAGCAACUAUUCUACUAGAAAUCACGAUACAAUCAAAAAAUAACAAGAGACAAAAAUUUAUCUAUUUUCGGAGUAUUUGAGGUCCAAAAAUUUUCAUACAAAAUAAUUAAAGUAGAAUUUUUUAUAAAACUGUACAAAACAAAAUAUAAAUAUGAGCUCAGGAUUUGAACCUGAGACCACUGGGUUGGAAUGUAUUAUUAAUGUCAAUCUGCCAACGUAUAUUUAUAAUGCAUUGCACACCGAUAUUUUUUCGGAGUACUUAGGUAUUGAUAGAGACUGAUUUUUUAAAUUAUAUUCGAGAUUUAAAAAUUUUAAAAAAGGAAAACAUGAAAAGUGCUGAGUCUAUAACCAGACCGUAACUAAGUAAGGAAACGAUAGAAAAAAUAAUUUUGAAAAUUGGUGCAAUACUUUUUGAGCUUAUCCCAAAUAACGAAAAACACUGCUCUGUUUCUUUUUGUACAUAUACAAUAAUGAGAUGUUGGGUUUUAACUAGAGUUUUAAAAUUUACGGACAAUUUUAAAUCUUAAAACCUAAAACGAUUUUUUUUUUCUGAAAAAUAGUACAACCUAUAUGUCUUCCUUUUCCAAACUUUAAAAUAGGAUGCAAUGGUCUAGUAUUACUGAAUUUGGAUAAUGCACUUUGAAGACAAUAAAUAAAAAUGCAUAGAAUAUUUAUAGUUGUAACUAAAGCACUGAUUAAUGAAGAGUAAUGAACAUGGUUUGGAUUUUGAGGCAAUUUCAAUGAUAAAGACGGAUAUACUUCGUAUGACGAAUAGGCCACUGUUUUAGGAGAGAAGUCGGAAAUGUAGGAUAUAGAGGGGAUCAAUUUUAACGAAAAAAUUUCGGAACAAAGUUCGGUUAUACAUGUUUGAAAAGGUCGUAAUAUUGACGAUUUCCAUCAAAAUUUGACAUUAAAUAUUUUAUAAAACAAAAAAAUGUUAACAUUCCACAUUUUAUUUUUUUUUAACUACCAAUUAUGACUCUAUUACUAGCUUUGCAAUAAAUAAUUUGUUUUAUAUUAAUAUUAAGAUAUUUAAGCAAUCCGUAAUAAUAGAUUACAUUGAUAUACAAUAUAUUAUAAUAAAUAACCAAAAUGUUCGUGUAUAAAUGCGUAAAUUCAGAUAUUACCAUAUUUCCGGGUUUCUCUCUAAAAUGUACUCGGGCAAUAUUAUUGUGUCAUCUGCAAACAUUGUGUUAUAUUCGAAAUAAUUACCUUUCGUAUAUUUUAUCAAACGCUCAAAUUUAAUAUUAUCUGCGUUUUCAUUUGAUAAUAUUAAUAAUUAUUAGUAUUGAAAUUAUAACAUACAUAGUUCUAUAUUGAUACAAUGUAAACUGUGGAGUGUGCAUGACGUUUAGAAAUCGAUUUUAAGCUUCUAUACAAUGGAGAAAAUGUUUCAAAUGCAGCUAUAAACUUCCUUUUAAGUUUUGAACUCGAUAUUUGAAUUUAAUACGUAUAUACAAUAAUCUUACAUAAUAAACCGAAAACCAAUGCAUUUACUCCGCAGUAAUAUUAUUAACAAUAUUAAAUUAUCAGUUAUUCAAAUUACGAUUUUAGUUUAAAUAAUGAACAUCAUCAUUUUUAUAAAAAGUAUAUAUAUAUGUGUAUCGUUCGUUCGUAUUUAAUUGCAAUUUACAGAUGUAUAUAUUUAUCUUUACCUCUAAAUACAAUUAAUGUCCAUCGCUGUUCCACACGCAGCCUCCUCCAUUAUAUUUUAUGGUUUGCCACUAAUUUCAGUUUGUAUAAUCUUGGUUUUAUCCUCCUGUGCUCCAUGCAUAUUAUACUUCUCUCAUUAUACCUGGUGAUCAAUUUAAGUGGAUACACUCAUUAUCUCGGAAAGUAUUAACUUUUUACUGAAAUUUGUUUUCCAGAAAAUUUAAGAAACAAGCUACUCUACAAUUUUAUAUUUAUGUUAUUUUUGGGGGUAAAACCACUGUCUACUUUUGAUUUUCAAAUGGCAAUCUAUCUUAAAAUUUCAUAAAUUGAUCGAGUAAUAGAUAAAUUAUAUGUUGAUGUUGAAAUUUUCGAUUUCGGUUAACCCAUUAACGAGAUAUUCUACUUUUAAAUUUGAGUAAAGGGAGAGUAGUGAUACAUUAUUAACAUUAUGAAAACGACUAACUGAUGCUUUUACUACAGGUAAUUAUAUUCAAAUAAAAAGAUAGAUUCAUCUGUCUAUAACACUUUUUCUCUUAUACUUAGACCGUAAAUUGUAGUUUUAUGUUGAAAUUGGCGUUUAAAUAGAAAUAACAAAAUUUAAAGAGAAGAAUAUUGUCGAGAGCUUUACGUUGCUUUUUUCAAAAAGAAGCUUCAUAUUACCGUCUUCGAAAAUAUACUCCCCUUUAAAUUUAUGAUCAUAGUGCACCUAGUUUCCUAAACUGUAAAUGCACAUCAAGACUCAAGAGUGUAUUGGUUGUUACAUAUGGUAAAUUAUUGUCAAUUGAUAUUUAAUUUUUUAAUAUUAUUUAUAUUUGAGUCAAUCUUAGUCAAUGUGCAGGUUUGGAACGUAGUAACGAUUGUUUCAAUUUUACCAAUUAAACAUCGGUUAAAACAUUUAGUUUCAUAUUCGUUUAAAAUUCGUAUAUAAAACAGCUUUCAUCGUUUGCAGCAUUUAGGUUAAACAUUGGCCAUUUUAAAAAUUUAAAUGGCUGUUUUUAUCUAUCAUAUAUAUGACCGAAAUAUAACACGUGUUUUAACAAAACGGUAUACGUUGGUGUAUAGUUGGAAAACCAAUUUCAAUUUUAAAUUUAAAGUUUAUUGUACAUAAAUAUGUUUAUAUUUGUCAUUAUUGUACCAACAUCAAAUGAUUAUUUUUUUUUCGAUGAUUUUUUCGCAGCCGAAAUAGGGACUUCCGGAAGCGAACGUGGUCAUUUCGGGCCAUGGCAACUGUGCAAACAAUCGUACUACGGACGGACAAAAUGCGGGGACUUGAUAUCCCGGUUUCAUCCAGAAGGUGAGUAUUACAAUGACGGUCGUAUACCGACGUAGGUAUAACCUGGCUUUUUAUAAUCGUUUCCUCGACGCGGGUACGCGAACCGUGCGAAUCAUCGUCAGUCGAGCUUGAUAAUACUAAUAAUUACAUACGACUAUACGAGCGUGUCUACUUAUAUAUAUCAUGACAUUAUAAUACGAUGUUUGUCGACAGAAACCGUGAGGAUAGCCGGAUACUUUGCCAUAGCCGGUACGCUGUGUCUGGCCGUAUUCUGCUUGCUGAGCAUCAUUCAACUGGCGAUGGUCGUGUCCAAGGAAAAAGUCGUGUUGGCCUAUAGCAAAACCGUCAUCACCAAACUGGUGUUCGCGUUCGCAGCAAGUAACGCGCUUGUUUUAAAUAACUAUUAUAGGAUAAAUAUCAUUCUAAAUCAAGGACUCGGACCGAAAUAAUACUUUUCGGUCAAUAUAAUUUUCGUUGUUCUAUAGUUUGUUUCGGUUUAAAAGUAUAAUUUUUAAAAACGGUUUUCAAAUCGUGAAAAUCGGUAAUUUUGUUUUUUAAAUUCUGAGCGAACCGAGGAAUGUGCCUAUUGGUUUUACAAUGACAUUUAUUUAUUUUUUUUUUUUUCUGUGACUCUUUUAGUAGAAAUUCCAUUUUCGGUUUCGUUCAUGUACAUUUUAUGAUACAACCGAUGAAUGUAGUACCUUUUUUAACUGGUUUGAGUCCUUGCUUUAAACCGAGUUUUUACCAAAGCUGGGCAUUAACGAGUUAAAAAGUUAAUAAUUAAAUUAAUUUCAACUUCUAAUCUUGCUUUUUAAAGAUUUGAUUUUUUUUACAUUAACUUAAUACAUAAAGAAUAAAAUUUGAAUCUCAUCGCAACAAGUUAACGGUGUGUUAUUAAGAGAGUUUAAAACAGGUAUAGAUGUAGCAGGUAAUUUACUAUUGCUAAAAUAAUUUCACAUGUGUUUUAACGUUGAUCAAAAUAUUUCAAACCCCGGGCUUAAUCAUUUACCCUAUGAGAAUAACAAAUAUACAAAAAAAAUAAAUUCAGCUAGAGUUUAAAAGCUAAUUAAAAAUUAAAAUUUACUCUAACUUAUCUCAAUUAAUUAACAAUAAAAAUGCACUUUUAACUUGUCAACUUAAUAGGUUCUUUAACGAUUUUUUUUUUUCAUAUUUCAUCAAAUUGCCUGGAGCUUUGGUUUUUGAAAUAUAUAUCUAUAUUAUACCAUAACCGUAUUUAUAAUAUUAUUUAGCUCUGUUGGCGAUCAUCGCGGCCGGGUUGUUCGCUCUACAGACCGACGACAAGGACAACAGUUACCAAGUAACUAGAGGAGAAUCGUUUUAUAUGCAGGUGAACGAAACGAAUAUUAAUAUUAUACGAAUACGCCUACCUUAUAUUCACUGUUACAUUAUUAUCCACCGCCGACUUUUUACGCGGGAUUAUUCGAUAUAAUUAUAACCGUUGCUAUACAACUGCGACGUGUAUAAUAAUGUAAUCAGUCAAAUCCGUGAGAACCGUUGAGGAAAGGAAAAUCCUUAAAACGGUUUUUAUCGUUGUGUAGGUAUAAUAUUAUACCCGUAGAAUAUAGAAUAGCGUAUAUAUAACCUAAUUCAUGAGACAUGAUCUCAUUCUUCGGGUAAUAAUAACUGUGAGCGUGUGCGCGUAAAUUGUAAGUACAUGUUAUUAAAAAAAUAAAAUCUCGGAUUAAUAUUCGGUUCAGUUUUAUCGGUACCGAUAGUGAUGUACUACUGCUGUGGUAAUACAAAUAAACAAUAGUUAGUGUCUACAUUAAAUAUCAUAAUUGACAGUGUUUUAUAAUUUGUGCAAUACGUUACGAUUCGUAUCGACCGCACUAUGCCCAAAAACUGACUUAUAAAUAUUCACGUCUCGAAUAUCAUCUCGGUGUUUUAUCUAAUUUUUUUUUUUUGUUUUAAUAUUAAAAUAUUUAUCUCGUUUGUAGUUUAAAAACAUUAUCGACCAAAAACCAUAUUAUCUAAAAUAGAAAAAAAAAAUAGUAAAAUAAAUGUAAGUAUUUUAUAAAAUACGCCUCGCAUUAAUACGUAUAUAACAUGUACAUAAACGUGUGCUAUAAAAUGCCUAUACAUACCAAGAUAAAUAAUUAAUUCCAAUAAACAUAUAAUACCCAUAUAGAAUGCACGGACAGGAUGCAAAAACUGGGUGUUGAACGCUUGUGUCUCGCAUCGUUAAACCUCGGAUCGAGCCCAGUGUUGUAUAAUUAUUUUUAAGCCGUGAUAAAUAAUCGAAUUCAAAAAAAAGAAAAGAAAAAAAAUACAGGUACUAUACAGUGCUUUACAUAGAACUCAUAGUCCACGUGCAGUUUUUCAAUUAUUACUAGUGUGUGAUGAAUAAAAUCGGAUACGUCCGUUCAGAACCUAAACUACGGGUAGAUACAUGAUUAUGUUUAUAAUUUAUAACGUUAUUCUAAAAUUGCGUUAAGAGGAUAUUUUUCGUUACCGUCUUACAAACGCACGAUAUAGUUAAAACAUGUUUAUGCAUACUAGGGGCGGAACCGUAUUUUUUCGGGAAAAAAUUUCGUAGAAACCGUAUUCUGUCGGAAAAAUAAUUAGUCGGAAAAUUAUUUUUACCCAACGACAAUAACAUGCAGCCACAAACUGCUUAUGAUGAAAUUAUAUUAAACAGACAAAAUACUUUCCGACGAAUUAUUUUUCCGACAAAAUACUUUCCAACAAAUUAUAGCCCUCAAACACAGAACUCAUUUAAUUUUGAUUUUAGAGUAAAAACAUUUAUUAUAAAAUCAAAAAAAGAACAAUAUCCCAGAAAACAAGACGUUGCGUUUUUCCCAUUUUCUCUGAAUAUUACAGUAUAUUUACCGUUUAUAAAUAACGACUUUUUCAAGGUUUUUUUAAUUCGAUAAAACUUUUAAAAGAAAAAAUAAUAACUUUUUCAAAAAAAUGCAACGUCUGCCCUGCGGAAUAUUGUUCUAUAUUAGUUUUAAAAAAGUGCUUUUACUUUAAAACCAAAAUUAAGAGAGUUCUGUGUAGUCUGUGUAAGCAUGUUUUUACACUAUCUUAUGUUUGUUAGAAAUAACAAAUGCGUGUAUGCAUCCAAAUUUAACAAUUUACAUGUCUGUAUAGAUAUUUAGACUCUAAAUUUACUCUAAAUUUUAGAGUUAAUAGAAAAUAAGCGAAUGAAAAUAAAAUAGCAUUUUUUUAAAUUUACUCUAUUAUAUUUAUCUAUAUAAAUCUUUACUUGCCUAAUCAAAUCAUACCCCUUCUUCUUCGGUUCUUAUAGGUCAUUUAGGUCCAUUACAACAACACAUACAUGCUAUCAUCUAUCCUAGAGGGUAAGGUUAAACUGUACUUUUUUUAGACGAAUAUUGCUUUUAUAAAAAAAAAAAAAAAUAAAGGUAAUUAUCGAAUUGCACUUAGAUCGAAAAAGACAGUUCAAUAAAAGUAUUCAAAGUAUUAAGUACUAAGUACAAAGUAUAAAAAGCAUUUUUUGAACUAGUCAAAUUGUUAUUUUUAAUACAAUUAUGGAAUUAUGUAAUAAUCUAAAACCGAAACGGGAAAAUGGCUUCGUAUUUACAUUGGUUUACAUUUUUUUAAUAUAGUUUAAGUUGGUGACACUUAUACAAAGGAUUACUAAUAAAGUAAUGUGGGGUGGGAAAUGAGUGUUUUAUAAAUAUUUGAAUAAGAGUUUUUUCUUAAAAUAUAACGUUUUUAACCUAAGUGCAGUACGACCGUUUGAUUUACAUACGUAGUGCAAUCUGAUUACUCCCAUCCUGGCUAAUGUUUCUCCGCCUUAUAUUUCAAUUUAUAUUCGAUUAUUUCUAUAUUUAUCAGCUAUCCAUCUAUGUUUUAGUCUAUCCAGUGGUCUUUUGUAAACUGAAUUGUUAUUUUUUAAAAGAAUAUCAGAAUAAAAUUAACGAAUUAUUAUUAUUUUAUACAUUUACAGUUCAUUAUAUUAUUCUUAGAGAACGUUCUUAACGUAACGAGAUUUUGUUAAGUUCAAUCCGAAUUAGUCUUUGAGAUUAUAAAAUUACCAAAAUCAAUAUCUGGUUUUAGACAGGAUUUUAUUUGAUGUCGUAUACAAAAACCAAAUUCGGAAAAUGAUUGUUGAAUAACCAAAACAUUUCCAUUCAUAAACUAUGAAGUCCGGUAUCUCGGUUUUACUGUAGAUUGCUUCUAUACGUGAUUUGUUACCUUUAAAAAAAUACGAGUCAAGUAUCAUUAAAUUGUACCAGCGUUUCUUUAGAUAAACAUAGGAAUGAUGAUAAGGUGUACUUCGGAAAAACAAACGUAAUUGGUCAUUGUCUUUAAAAUCGGUUAAAAAUGCUAGGAGCAUUGAUAAUAAUAAAAUUUAAAAAAAAAUACUAUGAGCUCUGCUACUAUUGUAUCGUUACAUUCUGUAGUAUAAAUAUUAUUUAAACGAACAAAACAUCCCCAAAUAUAUCAAGAUAUCAUUGAACAACUGAGAUCCAAGUCCAAUUAAUGCGCGUGGAAGUUUGGGAGCUUAGACCCACUCCCAAAACAAAUCUAUGCCCCGCCCAAUUUAAGUCUUUAUCGAAUAACCAUUAAAUAUACAUAGUCAAUAUUAACUAAUAUUAUGAAAUGUUGAGCCGACCCCCAAAAAAUAUUUGGGUUAUGACGCUUAUGGUUAUAUCAGCCGCAUAAAAAUCAAUAUUAACAUACUUUUUUUUCUUUUUUUUUUACUCAACAGAUCGGCCUAAUUAUAUUAAACUUUUUGCUAUUUGUCGCCGCAAUAUACGAUUUGAUAUUUUCCCGUCGCUUGGGCGGUGACCCGACCAUCAGCCAUCGAGAUCCGUCCGGAGUGGAAGCCACCACGUUCAACAAUCCGUCCUUCAAGGAGAAAAGGUCAAUGAAUCCGAGUGAGUUAAUAAUAUUACACAUCGUGAAAUACGUAUUGCUAAAAUAUACGGAUAUGAUAAUGUCGUUAUAAUAAUACAAACGAUAUUAUUCUAGCUGUUUUUAUAAUAAAGAUUCGACGGUAAAUAUUUUAUAAUAAUUUGAAAUAUCGCGGUGUAGAAUGGGUACCUAGGUAUAUACACUCUUACUUUUUUUUUCGAUUUACGAAACCCAGACCGAUAAAACAAACGCGGUGUUGUAUAGUAAUGAAUUUCUCUUUAUUGUUUCCACGAUUUACUAUAAUAUUAUUUUGUCAUCAAAUAUUCUGUUUGACGAGUUAGGUAUUAUACGCCGCGUGAAUAAACUACCGGAAUAAUAAUACAGAGGAAUAUCGGAUUAUAGAAAAUGUUUACACGCGUUACAAUGUAUUUUUUUUUCUUUCUUUCUCUUUUAUCGGAUCCGUAGCCGACCGUUUGGAAUCGCUCGUAUUUCGUGACAAUUUUUUAAAAUUUAUUCGCCUGUAGCUGCUAAACUGCAGAUACCUCACAAAACAGAACGUUAUUCAUGGCUGAAAAUUUACCCGCGUUAACCCUCAUUUGGGCGUGAUAUUGUUAUUACCUAUUAUUUUGCAUUUUCAACCCUCAAUGUGUGUGUGUGUGUGUGUGUGUGUAUAUAUAUGUAUGUGAGAUAGUGAGUAUACGUAACGAGGAAAGUAACAUACACGACUAGAUACUUUUAUAGUAUUGACCUUCGUUUAAAAUCACGGGACCAAACCGGAAAAUUAACAAUAACCGAUUAUAAUUGUUUGCAAUACCAAACUAUUUGUUGGUUUGAAUUUCAGAUAAUAACAUAUAAAAGCCAGUCCUACGGAGUUAAAUAUAUAAUAAAAACGAUAUUUCAAAUUGUAUUCUAAAAAUCCGGAUAAUUAAAUAAAUUUCAACAAUUUUACCCCAAUAGGUAAUUUAUUAUAAAAUGCUCGCCAAAACCAUGAUGUAUUAUGAAUGUAUACCACAUAUAGCAUAUAUCAUGGCCGUCAUGCAAAAGUGACCUUGUAUAAAGAAAACAUGUUUAAAUUCCUUAUUUCAUCCCCGUACAUGUCCGGAAAAAGUUUCCAAGUGAAAUCAUAAAUAGUUUAGGAACCACUUAACACAUAAUAUUCUUGUUUAAAAUCAAAAUUUUAAAUUUAAAGAAGAAAAAUUAAUUUUUAAAUCACUUGAUCACUUUUUGCAUGGCAGCGACAGUAUAUGCCGCAUAGGUACAUACAAGUAUACAAGGGCAGCCAUACAGGGUGUCCCAUAAUGAUUCGACACUUGAAAUAACUUUUGUUCUAUUCGAUAUUUGUUUUUAAUAAUUGGUAUGCCUUCACACUACAUUGAAUAUAAUAAAACAUAUUUUUUAGUCGGGAAUACUUAAAAUAAAAAAAAUAAAAGUAACAAAACCAUUUCAUAAAAUAGAUUUUUAAAAAAUGUUUGAUGGUUGAAACUUUUGUUUAUUUACUUUUAUUCAUUGAGCACAUCUAAUAACAAGAAUCUUCUUUUUCAAGAGUUAAUAUUAUAUAAUAAUAGCUCUGACUACUAAUUAAAUGUUAUAAACCACAAUAAUAUUGACAUUUACAAAAUCUUCAAAAAUGUACAGACAACAAAUUACUAUACCUAAACAAAAGUUUCAACUACUAAAAAUUUUCUAAAAAUCUAUUUUACAAAAUGGAAAUUUUUAAUUAUUUUGAAAAAAAUUAUAGUACGUUUAUUUUUUUUACAUUUAUUAGAAUAUAGGUAUACAACCUCUAAUAAAGGUUAUAAUAAUCAGGUAUAUGAGCUAAACAAAUAAUAAUAUAAAUGACCUGAAUGUUCAAUUAGAGUAUAGCUACCCAGCAGUAACAUUCAGAACGGUAAUUUGUUAGGCUAUUUUAUUAUUAAAUUUUUUAUUAUUUUUUUUUUUUUUUUUUUCAUAUCAGUUUACUUAAACUGAACAACGAAACCAGUGUCUCUUAAAAUGUAUUUAAAUUUUAAAUUUUUUAUUUAAAUUUCCCGAUCUAACAAAAAAAAAUUGAUUAGGUAUAAUAUAAUAUUUUAACUGUAGGGCAGAGGCAUACUAAUUAUUUAAAAAAUAAAUAUAUUACAAAUAUUGAAUAGAAUAAAAGUUAUUUCAAGUGUCAGAUUAUUGUUGGACACCCUGUUAUCAGGUGUCCAUAUAACUUUUGCUCAGAUAAUAUGAACAGAUAUAUGAUUUUGGGUUAUUCGGCCAAAUUAAAAUCACCCAUAAAGCGGCACGAAUUCAAGGGAACAUACAAAUUUGUUUUUUAAAAAGCAACUGUGUAUAGUUGAUAAUUCAGCAUUUUCGUGAUGGUUGCAAAAUUCGCUUUCACGAUAAGUUUGAGAAUUAUUGCACUUAAAAACUUCAAAAAAAGCCUUAAAAAAAUGCGCUUUAAGCAAAUAAUAUUAUACCAAAUGGUAGAAGGGUUUAAGUGGCCCCUGUUUAACGAAUCUAAAUUAUUAAAUAUGAUUUUCUUACAAGACAAAUUAUUAUCAAACAUUUUUUUUUUGAUUAAAUAAAAUUGUACGUAUUAUAAAAAAAAUAACUUUGGGUUAAUAAUUUGUACAGCCUUAGGCAAUUGUAUUUAAUAAUAUAAAGCCGUUAAAAUGGAGGAGGUCAUUUAAACCCUUCUAAAAUUUGGUCUAAUAAUAUUCACUUGAAGUGCUUUUUUGACGUUUUUAAGAGCUUGUUUUGUGAAUUUUUCGUACAAUAAGCCCUGAAUCCUAAUAAUUACUAUCACGAACUAUAUCUUCGUGCGAACAUAUAAACAUAUAGUAUAAUAACUAUCAAACUAUCGUGAAAUAUCAUGCACGCGAGAUAGUUAUCGAUAGUACUGUUGUGAGACUGUACGAAUAUGAUAGUGUAUCUAUCGCCGUGUGAACGCAUACUAUCGCUCCAUAAUUUACUGUCGCCUUAUCGCACUUUUACAGACGUUUCUAUCGACAUUCGCUAUACAAUAACCGUGGCUUCUAAUACUUGUACACCUUUAAUAAUAUCAUCAAGUUACAGUUACUAUCAUAAUGUGGGCUAGGUUUUACGUUGUGCGAAAAAUAAAUCCAUAAAAAAAAUACGAGUAUGUUACAUGUGAUAUUAUUUUUAUAAAUCCUGUGUCCACAUUUUAAUGCGGCGACACUCUCCUUAAUGAAAAAAAUAUAAAAGCUCCACGUAUAUUGGGGUACACGGAAUUCUUAUUUUGCACGGUAUUAUGUGUUUCGCGUUGAUUUUAUCAAAAACACAGAUUACGCAGGCCCCGUAGACGGUAUACCACCUAAUUAGACGCGUUGGCUGUCGUCUUACAGUCGAGAAAUAUUGUAGCAACUUAUUAUGCACGAAGCGCACCGUUUCGAAGGAAUUAUAUAAAAAAUAAUACGUGCACAUGUCAUCGUAUAACUUCGUAUAUUAUAGGGAUGGUUGGGACGGGAAAAAUUACUAUCCAGUAAAAAUAAAUAUUUGGACAAAAACUUGGAUAAUUUAAUGAUAGAGAUGGUAUUAUAGUAGAAGACGCGUGAUUAAAUAGUAGAGUGAAUUUCGAUAGAGAUGGUUGUGAAAGUGUGACACGACAGUAAAAUAAAACGAUAUUAAGUGUCCGCACGGUAAUGGCGAUUCUCGCGAAAGUAUAACUGUCGACAAAAAUGCUUGCGAGAUAGUGUAACAUUUACUGUUACAGAAGUCACAGAAGUGUGACAUUUGCUCUCGCGAUAGUUCGGCAGUUUCUUUCAUCGUCUUGCUCACACGGCGAUAUUAAGCGCAUAAUAUAUUAUGAACUAUCCCGACAAUAACUGUAUUGUCGUGUGAACCGAACUUGAGCUGAAAGUUAAAUUUAAUCAAAAUAUCCAAAUACCAUGUAAUACAAUACGCAAUAGGUAUUUUUUUUUUCAGCAUUAUACAAAUAUGUACACAAUAUUGUUGCUUUAUGACAUACAACAGAUAAAUUUUCAAGAACAAUAUUUGAUUAAAUUUAGAAUAAUUUCAACAUAUUAAUAUACGAGUAUUAUAAUAUAUAAGUAGUAUAUAUAGCGUAUUUUAAUGUAAAGGUGAAAUAUUUAUUUUUAUUUUUUUUUUUUUUUUGCGCUCCCGGUCAUAGAACCGUCUUUUAAUAAUAAUAAAAAACGUACAUACUAUACUUUGAACUACUUAUGUUCGAAAUUCCAUGAUUAAAAAAAAUAAUGAAAACUCGUAUAUCCCAAACAAAUAUUUGUGUGUGUAUUUUGUUCCAAUCGCUAAAGUUAUUGUUACGACAGGCGAUAUACGUAUAGCAGACAACUGAUAUUUUAUUACAGAUUGCCGUAUAAAUUCGUUCGAAAAUGAUAUCCGGUCAAAAUAGCGAAAACAAUAACCGCGAAUGUAAAAAUCGCGAAUUAAUAAUGGCGAAAAUAAAAAUAGUAAAUUUUUUUGAAUGCAGAUAUUGUGUAACCAUAAUUUCUUUAAGUUCAUUUAGGUAUUUAGGUAUUAAUAAUUUGGGUAUUCAGUGAUAAUAGUUAAACGAAAAAUAAACGAUAAUUAUAGGUAGGUAUGCCGUGACAAAUUAUAUGCUACACCUUUUACAAAGUUCUUAAAUUAUAAUAAUUAAUUUAUACAUAAGUUUCAUUAUUAUACAUGAUUGAUUAUUUUAAAAUUCACUAUUUUUAUUUUCGCUAAUAUUAAUUCGCGAUUUUUACACUCGCGGUUAUUUGUUUCGCUAUAUUGGCCUAGACCUGUCGGAAAUAUCAAAUCGAUAAAAAACAAAUCGUGUGAUGUUUGAAGUUAUGCAUAAAUGCCGUAACAAAUGUUUUCUAAUGAUCCCGAAACUCAAAUGCACUCCUAUCUAUAUUUAAACUUAUGUGUUAAAACGGAAACGCGCCAGUGACGGCGAAGUACAGAAUUACAUGUCGGUCCCUCGGAAAGGUAAUUUAGACAGUUCUCACUGUACAUGGUGAUUCUUUUAUCAUGUGAUCCAAUAAUUUUUGGGAAAAUUUGAUGAAUGAAAUUCGAUUUCUGUACUUUACCCUUAACUCAAGCGGAGAACGACAUGUAUUUGUUGCUAUAAUACGCAUGAGACAGACAGACAGACAGAGAAAACGAAUUGAGUGCAGAGGCCCCGGUCUUAUACAAUCGUGUGCGGUUUAAUCACGUCCUGUGCUGGGAUUUCAGGAGGAAGCAGUGGCGGCAUUUCGGUGACCAACGCCAGCGGAAAACCGUACCUGAGUGGCGGUGGCGGCGGGGCCAACGGCAGCAUCAUGUCGGUGACGACGACCUUGAGCUCGAACGGGUCGACCAUAACGCCGGCUAUCCAAAGCCCGCUGCGGUCCAGCCUGAAGAAACCGCGGUCGGCCAACGGGAACGGGGCCGGCGGCGGCGGUCUAGGAAUUCAAAAUCCCGGGUUCAGCGGCACGUCACCCACACUGUCCCGGAACGGGAGCAUAAAAAAAGUCCGCAUACAGACCCAGAGCACGGCCGUUUAGAUUAAUAAUAUUGAAGUAUUAAUAUUAUUAAUUUCAAAUAAUAUUAUAAUAAUACGCAUCAUAAUAAUGUCGGGCUAUCAGAACGGUAGUGUAUUAACCCGAAAAAAAAAAUGGGAUUUUGAGUUAUACCGCUUUUCACGUGGUAAAAAUGCAGUAGUUCUUUACAAUCGUACUGCACCGCAUUUUUUUCGUAUACAUACACAAAUUUAAUAAGUUAAACGAGAAAACUUCUGGCAAGUUGGUCCGCUAAACAAACGUAUUGUAAAAAGUAGAAAAGUAAAUUUAGUCGUGAAAGAAUUUUUUUUUUUUUUUUUCACUUUUUAUAAACGAUAAUUUUAAUUUUAAGCUAUACAAAAUCCGAAAUUGUACGACGUUAGAUGAAACGCUUUUUGGCUCUACGGGUAUUUGAAAACGAGCUUAAAAUCUUUGAUUUCUCAAACCGCGGUUUCUCGAGUUAUUACACUACUGUUUUGAUAGUGCGAAUUAUGUAUUCGUAUAUUUUCUAAAUAUUAUCUGUAUAAUAGGUCCAAGCUCGUAUACGCAUAUUAUUAUUAUAACGAUUAUUAUUAUUAUUAUUAUUAUUAUUAUUGCCUAUAUUAUAUAUAUAUAUCAUUAAAAUGUCUUCGCGGAUAGUAAUUAAUGUUCGCCGGUUAUAUUCGUGUCCGAAAAACCGUACGGUAUAUCAUUUAUACGUUAUAAAUAGUGAGCGGAUUUUUAGGUUCUUAAAAUCAGAAAAUAUUCUUUUACCUGUAUAUUUGUUUUCUUUGAACAUGUAUUGUUAUUUUUCAUUCGGUCGAAAGCCCGUUCCGUUGUACUUAAUGCUGCUCGUUCGUGCUGGAUAAACCAAAUACAUUUUUGUGGAAACCUAAAUCACCGCUCUCUGAACAGGUGUUAACCAGGCCCGGUCCAAAUCGGUGAUACUAGGUUACUGUCGUGAAGUUCACAACCAUGACGAUUACUGUCGUCAACGUGAGACGAUAGUCACUGUCUAACCAUCUCGAGAAUAAUAAAGUAACUCGCCGUUGUGACUCGUAGUACGUAUAUUAUACUGUUAUCGUUCUAUUUUAUUAUAAUAUUACACUCGUGCAUAAUAAUACACUGUCGUCUGUUGUGUGUGACGGGUCGAUUAAUCAAAAUUCACUGUACGGAAUAAAUUCAUGAGAAUACAAUCCCGGUCAGUUUUCGGGGUUAAAUUUAACCGCAGAAUAUAAAUUAUCUAAUAAAAGAAAGAAAAAAAGUUACCCAUCCAAAGUUGUUAUUAUAUUUUAAAAGAUCACCGAUGAAUAAUGACAUUACACUUGAAAAUGAAUCUAUGUUACGGAAAAUAAUUAGGUUGAGCUGUUUCCUGAUAGCAAAACUAGGCGAAAAUAGCCUUCAUACCAUCGUCAGGCUUGCGACGUUUUCUUCCAUUAAAAACAAGCGUUCAAAAAUCUCGACCAACCAUUUCGCGUUUAGUAGAUUGAAAUUUUGAUUGAAUCACUGAGACUACUGAUGUACUCACUCCCGUCAAUUUGUGCACUGCAGAUGCUGCUUUACGAUUUCUUUUCGAUGAAUCGAACGAUAAAAAUUCCAUUCUCGUUAAUAAAACGAGAAUUAUUAUUAGUUACUUAUUAGACCGCACGUACCUACGGAGCAACGGCGACGUGCGAAAUUGAAUAAUUUAUUUAUAGCAGAAUUAUUUAUAGAAUCAUAUUUAAAACUAUUAUUUUUCUUUUAUGCUCUACUCGUUUUCAUAAUAUUUACUAAUUAUAUUUUUUUAUUUUUUCUGUAAUAUAGUAUGUACUAUAUUCGUUAAUACGAAAUCGCCAAAAUAUCGUUCAAAAAUAUUUUUUAUAUUUUAUAAGAUUCGAAUAUCAUUCCGAAAUCCCGCAGGAUUUCCAGAGUGGUUCAGGGUGGAAUACUCUAUCUGAAUCGGUUUAUUAAUACUGAAUUUAUAAAAGGGGCUAAGUCACAUUUUGCAAAAUGGUUUUUCGAUAAAUUCAUACUCCGUUGUUAUAGACGGAUCAAUUAUUUAAAAAAAAAAAAAGUCAAGUAUACUACGUUAGUUACUUCAAUUGACUAUAAUCAAAUUGGUUUGUGUAUGAAAUGUGUUGCGCAGCGCACGAAACCCGUAAAACUUCUGAAAGUUUUGGUUUUUACACUUGGCCACUUAUCAUAAAUAACCGAUUCGGCUAUAUCGCAACAAAUUAGUACCGUGUCACGUCUUCUCUUGCUAUCGUUCUAUAAUGACUAUUGUAUGCCAUAUCGUCUGGACGCGCGUCGUCUCCGCGACGGUUAUACUCGUAUAGUAUACUAUCGUGACAAUGGCAACGCUGACCAUCGACAAUAGUUUAGUAACUAACGUGAUCGUGUGGAACGGGCCCAGAGCAGAUUUGAAUUUUUCGGAUUUCAGAUGGUAUAACGAGUAUAACAAAGGUAGCCUAGCCUAAUAUUCACUCUAACAACGAAUAUUACAAUACGUUCACCCGCGAGACGCACAAUCACGCACGGACACAACCGUAGACGUAAAUAGGAGACGUGGGGGGGGGCUCAACCCCUCCGCCAGCUGUCUCGAGCCCUACAUAUCGUAUUGUAUACCAAUUGAUUCGGCGAUGAUAAUGCGCGUGCGUGCUCUAAAACCUGUCGGGCUCGAGCCCAAUAUUAUAAUGAUAUUGUGACAUAUCUACGUCUGGACUCUAUUUACGUCUAUAUAAUAUAAACAUAGUAAUAUAUUGCGCACGCGACAAACAUCGACACGACGCACCGAUUUUUUUAACAUUAAUUAUUAUUAUAUUUGUUUCGUAAUUGAUAUUAUUAUUAUUAUUAUUAUUAUUAUUACAUAUAGG
Messenger RNA from Cinara cedri, 61252 nucleotides. The record is from the annotation of a GenBank genome assembly. NCBI's taxonomy places the organism in Eukaryota, Metazoa, Arthropoda, Insecta, Hemiptera, Aphididae.